This is a messenger RNA of Podarcis lilfordi (Lilford's wall lizard), 49392 nucleotides long. Lineage: Eukaryota; Metazoa; Chordata; Lepidosauria; Squamata; Lacertidae. The record is from the annotation of a GenBank genome assembly.
AUGAACUGCGAAAACUCUUUUGCGGUGCUCGAAGCCGCCCUGAUGAAAAUUAACACAAAUACAGUAAAUGCCAAGGGAGGCUAAAAAUAGCCUCUGUGCCAAGCCCCAUUCUGCUCCUGUCCAUGUCAGCUUGGCAUCUGAAAUGCAGCAAAGUCUGCGGGGGGGGGGGGAGCUUCCAGGGCUGGUGGGUGGCCUGGAUUCUAAGGGGCUGUUCUGGGGCAGGUGCCUUCCAUGGGCAUGUGUCCAUCAUGCCCCUUGCUUUCUCUCUCACAAAUGCUGGUCCAUGGUCUUGCUGCAAAGGUUCAGCAUUGGCACCUCUUAGAGACAGGAAGGUGGUGGUGGGGGAUAGAAAGUAGCUGCCCCAAACCAUUUGCUCAUCAUAGUGCCUCUGGAGGGGAAAUCUAGGUGAGUUCCCAUGUCCCAAACGGCAGGGCCGGCAUCUGCUGUCCCCACUACUGCCGCCCCCUUCCCCACAGCCAGCCCAUGCAAGCCAGACCACAAAAAGCAGCCAGGUGCACUGCAGAAAAUGAGCCAGGAAGGAAGAGGCAUUGAAUCAUAGGGUUGGAAGGGAUCUGAAGGGUCAUCUAGAUCAACCCCCUGCAAUGGCAUUGCUGUAGUUUGGAAGUGGCUGGCGGUCUCUCCUAGGGCCCUCUGGCCUCUUCCCUUGGCAAAGCGAGGAGGGAGUGGCUGUGACCUGCUUUCUCCUCUCCUUCAGGGCAGACUACCUACCAGCAGAAGUUGAUUAAUAAAUUGAUGGUAACAACAACAACAGCAGCAGCAACAACAACAACAACAACAAACCAAGAACAACUGGCCCAAUAAUGCUGCAAAACCGUAUCUAAUCUGUCAUGGCUUUCAUGCUUUUGCCUGCUAGAAAAUGUUUUCCAUGGACUUUCCCCAUAAUAAAUUUGUAACCUUUGGAGUUAGUCCUCUGCUUUCUGUGUCUUCUGUGUAACAACGCCAGGAUGAGUUAGUGAUAUUUGGCAACCUUGCAGUGGAAUGCAGCUGGCUGUCUUUAGGAGUAAUAGCUCUUCUCUUUGUUUUUAUAGCAUUAUUUCACCGUUAACUUCAACCAUGAAAACCAGAAAACCCUGGAGCUGAGGACAGAAGAUGCUAAAGACUGUGAUGAAUGGGUAGCAGCCAUUAGCCAUGCCAGGUAAGUCCUCCUCCUUUUCUCAGUGGCCCCGUGGAACAUGAAUCCUGCUGGGGCAAGGUGUCUUGGGAUGGAGGGCUGGGCUGGCAUGUGUCAGGUCAGGUGCAAGAGGCCACUGACCAUGUUAAUUCUGCUGGGGGAGAGAGAGUGGGAGAGGGAGCCAGUAAGAGGCCUUAUUUCUGGUCACCCUUGCUGAGCAAUGGCUCAUAAGUACUAGUAGUACUGUAGUAUUAUUAGUAUUAGUAUUAGUAGUAGUAGUAGUAGUAAUAUAAUAUAUUUACCGGUAUUUCCCCAGCCACUCUGGGUGGCUCCCAACAUAAUAUUAAAAACACGAUAAAACAGAAGAAACCAUAUAAGAGGAAAUCAGCCCCUCUGGGCUGCUUACAGAGAAAAAGUUGACAAUGAGCAAUGCUUGGGCUGACUCUGGAAUUGUAAAGAAGCACAGGACUUUGCUCCAUGCCUAGAAUUCAGCAUCCUAACAACCUCAGAAUUUGUUGUUGGGUUUUUGUUUUGAGUUUUGCGUUCCACAUCUCAUGGCUGCAAACAGGGCUGGCCCAAGACAUUUUGCUGCUUGAGGCAAAACAGAAAAUGGCAGGAGCCCCCCCCCUCCUCUGCUGCCACCUGAGGCGACUGGAGGCAGCCCAGGGAAGCCCCAGCACACUGAAUGUGGGGGAGAGAAAAAAAGGAGGCAAGAGGGGAGCAGGCAGUGGCUGCAGGCAACAAGCACAGGAGACAGCGAGCAGCACAGUCCUUGGGCUCCAGAUCAGCCGCCCCCUCCCAGCUGUGCCCAGCCUGCCUCCCAAGGACAAGGCCUUGUCAAAGCCCUGGUUGCAAAGAUAAGCAUCAGUGUGUGUAGUCAGUGCCAGGUAGGAGCAGGAAGCGGGGGGGGGGCAUCUGGAGAAGGCUCGGGGUGUUAAGGGAGUGUCCUUGCUCUCCUUCCCCGUUGCCCAUAGAACUGCAAGAAACAGCCUCAAACAAGCAGGUGUGCCGUGCAGAAUGGGAACACCUACACUUCCAGGCAUCAGUUUGCUUUAUCUGGGGUGGAAGGUGGGAUGCCUUUUUGCAGCAGAGAGGAUGCUUUGUGGCCUUGCUGACAGAAGGCUGAGGGAGGGUGUCCCCCCCCCCCCGGCCUUCUCAAAAUGUGCUGGGCAGCAGCUGGGCAGACUUAGGAGUUGGAGAGGAUGUUGCAUCAGAUAUUUUUUUCUCUACUCUUAAUGCUGCCUCUGCACCUGGGAGGCUGCCAGUUGCCACAGCCAGAGAUAAGAAUUCAUCCUUGACAUUUGCGUUUUAAUUCCAUUCCCUUUCUUUUAACAUUCAAUUCAUUUUCCUGGAAAGGCUGCUUUUAACCAAGCAGGGAAACAAAGAGGCGACUCCCCCACCCAACUCACAUGUAAAAUAUUGUGGGCCAGAUCCUUCCACGAAUAUUUGAAUUCAUAGAACUCGUUGAAUGGGAUUAAAUGGCAGUACAGCCCUCAACAUCUUUACUCAGAAAUAAACCAUGCUGAGUUCAAUUCGGCUUUACCUGUGUGAUUGCACCCUGUGUUUCCCAACCAAAGUCACUGCCAGCUUGGAAGGAGCUUGGCCAUUCCUAAUCGCCUGCAGUCCAAACCCAUAUAUAGGUCUACUCAGAGGCUUCAAUGAGACAUAUUCCCAGGUUAGUAGAUAUAGGAUACCAGCCUUACCUGUCCUUUAGUACCAGGUCAGUCCGACUGGCGCUCAUCUCGCUAUAUUGGCUGAGGGAGCCAGCAUACAGCUUCCGGGUCAUGUGGCCAGCAUGACUAAGCUGCUUCUGGCGAACCAGAGCAGCGCAUGGAAAUGCCGUUUACCUUCCCACCUAUUUAUCUACUUGCACUUUGACGUGCUUUCGAACUGCUAGGUUGGCAGGAGCAAGGACCAAGCAGGAGCAAGGAUCAAGCUCACCCCGUCACGGGGAUUCGAACCGCCGACCUUCUGAUCGGCAAGUCCUAGGCUCUGUGGUUUAACCCACAGAGCCACCCGUGUCCCUAAGCCUGGUAUAGCAGGACAUGAAUCUGCCUUCUUGAUGGGAAUGAAAAGGUCUUAAAGGUCUUCAUAAUGGUUGCCAGAGAUUUUGCAGAAUCUCUCGCUGAUCCUUGUGGGCUCAUAGAGUUGAUCCAUGUGACCCCAAGCUGGCACAGAGCACAUGGAAAAUGGCGAGAGCAUCACAGCUGAUCACACAGUGGAAGAAACCACUGUCCAAUUGCUCCAGCGUGUAGCCAGAUCAAUUAUGAUCCCUGUCUUCUGCUAAAAAUUGAUAUGGCUGCAAGGCAGAUCAAGCUGCAAACAUGCCUGGUGUCUGUGGACAGCAGGAGCAUAGUUUGAGAUUGGCAUGUGCUCAGGGCCUCUUUGGGGUCAUGUGGGUUGACCUCUAUAUGUGGCCCACUGGGUAACAGUGGCAGAGUGCAAGCUUGGGAACUGGACAUGGAAUCUUCAGAUAAUCACUUCUUAGCUGUUAUUACUCACAAGCUGAAUAUGGGAAGCCAGCCUUCCCCAGUCUCCUCUGGUCCUGAUGUUUUGAACCAGAACACCCAUCAGCCUCAGCUUUGCAGCUGCUGUGGCUGGGGCUGAUGGGAGUCAGUAGUGCCAGCUUGGGUGCCCGGGCCGUGAGUGCCAUGCAGCAUGCAUGAUAUUGGCACCAAAAUUUGUGGGUGCUGGGCACCUUCAUGGGGAAUUUUGUGGGUGCUCGGUCACCCAGAGCCCCAGGGAGUUGGCACCUAUGAUGGGAGUUGUAGUCCAAGAUUUCUGGAGGGCAUUAAGUUGGGAAACGGCUGCUCUAAAAUGUUUGGAUAAAAAGAAUGGCUGGAGCUUGAUGGGAAUGAUCAAUCAGAAUGAUCAAAUUCAAGCCAAGCAGUGGCAGGGAAAGUUCAUGCUCUGAACUGUAGCAGCAGAGUCGUGCCAUUCCCUUUCCCCCAUGAUGAAUGCAGUUAUCACUUGAUGGCUUCUCGGGUCGGCUCUCUCUCUCUCUCCCCCAUAGGAAUUUCUAAUUGUGUUGGCAGCAGACACGGCUUGAGGAAGCCACCAUGAGUAGCAAGAUCCACCCCAAUGACAGCAUUUAGGGCAGCACGUGGACCUGAUCCCCCAAGUUUUCCAUUGUUGUUGGUGGUCAUGAGUGCCCAACCUGGUGGGUGGGUGGGAGAUGCAGAGCAGGCAGGAAAAGCAACAGAAGGGGAGGAAAUGUCUUAACAACUCUGUCUAUAUAACAGUUAUAGGACUCUUGCUACAGAGCAUGAAGCUUUAAUGCAGAAGUACCUCCAUUUACUUCAGAUUGUGGAAACGGAGAAAACAGUUGCCAAGCAACUCAGGCAACAAAUUGAAGAUGGAGAAAUAGAGACUGAGCGCCUGAAAUCUGAGGUAAAAACAUGCUGAUUAUGCAAAGGGCAAAGGAGCCUGUGCGGUUGGUCCUUGUAGGCUGCAUUCAGACAUGCAUCAUGCCAGGAGAAAUGUACCCCCUUCCUCUCAGUGGAGUUGGUUUUUUUUGCCAGCAAUGGGAAGGACCCUUUGGGGUAUUUGAUGGCACACGAUGGGCUGUUUUUGCUGCUCUCUGACUUCCAAUUUGCUUUUAGGCGAAUUGUAUACUUUGCCUAUUUUGAUUUUACUAUGUUUAUGGACUGUUUGCAUUUGUGUAGCAGUAUUUAUUUAGUUGGUUAUAAAAAAAUGUACCUAUAUCGCUUUUUACAAAAAAAUAAUAAUAUGAAAGCAGUUCACAACAGCAAAAAGUAAGAUAAAACCAUACCAUAAAAGCAUAAAAGGUUAAAAACAAGGAAGUUUAAAACCAAGAUCAUUAACCCAUUUUGCAGGACUCUUAAUUGCCUGAAUAGGCCUGGUGUAAUUGAAAAUUUUCAGCAGGCAUUUAAAGGUUGGCACAGAAGGUGCCUGUUGAAUCUCCACAGAGUCUGACAGGACUGGGCCAAUGACUUGGUUUCCACUGCUGUCAAAUGAGCAUCACCAACUCUGGGAAUGAAUAAUGACACUCCUGCAAAUGAUCUCGUGACCGAGCUGGAAGAGAAAUAUUCAGAUGAUGCCUAAGGUACCCUGGACCUAAGUUGUUCAGGGGUUUUUUAAAUGAAUACAAGAAUGUGGAUUCAUUGUUGCUAUUUCUUUGGUUUAAAACUUUAUCUAGUUUGUAAAUAUCUCUGUAAGUCACUUUGGGCUGUUUUGAGAGAGGUGAAUUGUUAAGCAAUUUAAUAAAUAACCAUAACCGUAAUGCAAAGGAAAGCCAUCAGAAAGGUGGCAUGUUCUAGAGUUGAAGAGAUUUGUAGCAUUCCAGGUGAAAAUGCCAUGGUAACCAGAUUCACACAUGCACAGGCUGGGACUGAACCUGUGUCCUGCUUCUGUAUGGAAAAACCUGUGUCUGAAUGGUGUUUUGAAAACCAAGUCUCUGGGCUGAAGUGUUUACCCUUUGACAAGAGACUACUUGAAGUUCCACUAGUUACUUAGUGCUGGCUGUGCAGGAGACAUUAGUACCUUAAGCACAGCAAUAUUCAUCUGGAAGGGGGUUGAGUAAGAUACUGUCGGUUGGGCAAGUUAUGGUGUUCAACGAAUUUUAGAAGCGAUGCCUAGAAGACCCCUAAUCUGAAAACUUGGUUUCUUCUAGCAGUAGCAGACCUUGCCACAGGCAUGACUGCUAUGGGUCAAGUCAUCCUUGUAAGUCUCAGCCUGGAGGUCACAAUAUGAGGAAUGGUUAAGGAUGUUGGACAUAUUUAGUCUGGAGAAGAGAAGACUGAGAGGUGACAUGAUAGCCAUAUUCAAAUACCUGAAGGGCUGUCCCAUGGAAGACCGAGCUGCUCCAGAGGGGAGGAUCCAAACCAAUAGAUUCAAAUGGCAAGAAAUGAGUUUCCAACUAAACAUAAGGAAGAAUAAUUCCAUGGUUGUAAUAAUAUUAGGAUGAAGGAAGAGCAGAAGCUGUACAUUGUAUAGUUUUUAAAAAUCGAGCAACGAGUAAUCCAAGAACUAUCAAUAUGUUGGUGCAUAAUUAGUCUGCCUCUGUGCUUAAAUUCUUAGUGUUGUACUUUCUGCUGUUCCCCUCAACAACACCCCACUACCCUUUGAAGCGCAGAUCAAAUGACAUUUUCCUUUAAUGUGCAAAUUUUGCUUACUGGAUUUUGAAAGGGAAAAGCAGCUCUUUCUGCUGUGUAAAAGAUUUAUCAGCAGACCAGCCAGGAACUCUCCCUGCUUGCAGAGGAGUCAUUUCAGCUAUUAGCAUGGCUAAUAUCAGAAGUGAGUCCAUUUUGUUCUGAAUAUGAUCUGUUUGAUAAUGCCUAAUUAUGAAUAAAUUGCACACUGUGUUAAAGUCAGUGGUUUGGUUGGUAGGUUUAUGGGGACAAGAUUGUCACUGAAAGGACAAGGUCCACCAGUUGUAAUUAUUUAUUAUUGUUUAUUUGUUGCUUUUUCUUUUCUUUUCUUUUCUUUUUCCUCAAAAGUGAAAUUCAAACUGACUUGCAAAAAUGAACAUUAGAAACAAGGAUAAAGCAACUUAAAAUACACAAGUAAUAUAGAAAAGAUAAGCAGAAAAUUAAGAUCCUAAGACUUUGGGGGACUAAAAACACAGUGAUAGCUCCCGGCAUGGCUCCCUGGGGAGAGCAUUCCACAAGCAGGGAGCCACCACUGACAAGGCCUGUUCUUGUGUUGCUGUCCUCUGCCCCUUCCUUGGAGGGAGCACAUGGAGAAGGGCCUCAUGUGGGGAAUUCAGAAUCUGGGUUGGUUCAUGUGGGAAGAGGUGGUCUUUGAAGUAUGGGGGUGUUGAGCUACAUAAGGCUUUAUUGGUCAAAAUCAGCACUUGGAAUAGGGCCCAGAAACUACUUGGUAGCCAGUGCAGUCAAGCCAGGAUUGGUGUAAUGUGCUCAGAACCUCUUGUACCAGUGAGAAACCUGGCCGCGGAAUUCAGCAUCAGCCACAAUUUCCCAACCAUUUUCAAUGGCAGCCCCACAUAUAAAGCAUUGCAGUAAUCUAGCUGAGCAAUUGCCAGAGCAUUGAAAACAGGAGUGUCUCCACCUCCAUCAUUGAGCCUGGACCCGGAAGUCCAGCUGCGAGAGCCCCCUGGCAGUUCCCUCACUGCGAGAAGUGAAGUUACGGGGAACGAGGCAGCGGGCCUUCUUGGUAGUGGCACCCACCCUGUGGAUCACCCUCCUGUCAAAUGUCAAGGAAAUAAAAAACUAUUUUACUUGGGAGACAUCUGAAGGCAGCCCUGUAUUGGGAAGUUUUUAAUGUUUGAUGUUUUAUUAUGUUUAGGAAGCUAUCCAGAGUGGCUUGGGCAACCCAGAGCAGGGUACAAAUGAAAAAAUAUUAUUAUUAAUAACAGAAGUUAGGCUAUCCCUCUCCAGACAGGGGUGUAGCUGGGCCACCAGCCAAAGCUGACAGAGGGCACUUUGUGCCACUUGAAGUCAAUUGAGCCUUAAGUGACAGUAAUGAAUCCACAAGGCUACACACCUGCUCCUUCAGAGCAGAACAGACCAAAUCCCACCCUUCCUCUCAGCUACUUAGAAUAAUAGAAUUGUAGAGUUGGAAAGGACCCCAAGGGUCAUUUAGUCCAACCCCUGCGACGCAGGAAUCACAGCUAAAGAAUGCCCGACAGGUGGCUAUCCAACCUCUGUAUAGAAACCUCCCGCAAAGAAGAGGACUUGCCACAGGGCCACAGUUUGAAGGACAUGCUGCGGGGGGGAGACCAUGUUGGGCUCAGGGGUGCACCAGAUGUGCACAUUCUCUGAGCCCAGUUCUUUCCCAUGAACAUCUGCAUUUUGCUUGCACUCCUUCUCCCCCCUAUUCAGAUGAAUGGGACUGAGCCUUUUGUGUCUUCUGUGUUCCUGCACAUGAAUUAUAAUAGUUUGAUAAUGGAACAAAGACUCUCUCUCCCAAGGCAUGCACACUGUACAUUUGAAACACAUCACACCCCAAAGAAUCAUGGGAACUGUAGUCUUCUCAGGGUGCUGAGCUCUGUGAGGUGCAAACUAGAGUUCCCAGGAUUCUUUGUGGGGAGGCAUCUGCCUUUAGAUGUGUUUAUAUGCUGCCUGAAGAGUGGGACAGAGAGGGGUUGCAUUGCCAGGCAGAAGUCUCCCAGGAGGUACUUAAUGGACACCCCACCCCCUUUUAGGCCUAGGAAGAGGUCCCUACUUUUUCUCUAGCCCCUCAACUCCACCACAACCCUGAUCUCUGGGAGCGGAGCGGGGGCGGCCUUUUAAAAAUAAGCAAGCCUCCUGCAUAACUCAGGAUCCUCACACCCACCUGCCCCCUUUCCCUGUUUUGCUGCCCAGAGCACCCAUAUGCGGCAUGCGGCAUGACACUUAAAAAGAGGGGGUGUGAUGUUUAAAAAUACCAGGGCUCUAAUGGAGGCUGCUCUGUAUCUCGUUGCUAGGGGCAACCUCAGGAUGUUAAACUGAAUGGCAUCAGCUUCGAAGGGACAAUGCUUUCGUGCAUCUCUGAUUUGUUGUUGUUGUGAUGUCACUUCCCCAGAGCCAAUCUUGCUUCUACGCCUCCCAGUUCAUUUGCAUGCUUGAAUUUGAUUUGUUUAGGAGUUUUCUUUGCAUGGAAAUAGACAUUUUACAUCUCCGUCUUUCAGUUCAUACAAGGAGUGUUUGCACCAAAACAUUGUUCUGGUGAGCUGCCAGGGCAUGACCUCAGCUAAGAGGCCGAGGGGUUGAAAAAGCAGCAGGGAGCAUCCAAGACAAGGAGCCUCCCUUCUGACUUCAGUUGUACUUCAUGUGCACCCUGCAUUUGUUUAUGCAUCCCAUUUUUGAACAUUUGAAAAUGUGCAACAAGUUAACGGAUGCAAGAUAAAGAAGAAUGAGGCUUCUGGGUGCAACUGGCGGAUCAGUCUGGCCCAGGAGGUUGUCUGAGGUGCGCAAUUCAAGCUGAUUGACCUUUAUGGAUAUUGGGAAUAUUUUCCUGGGAAUCCAAACCAACCUCAGCCUUGACUCUGACCGGCAGUAUUAUGACAGACCACAUUGCAGAGCUGUAGUAAGCUAGAAAGUAGAUAGAGAAAAAAGAUUUCUCCCUCUCUCACAACUUGUGGACACCCAAUGAAGCUGAAUGCUAGAAGAUUUGGGACAGAUCAAAGAAAAUAUUGCCAGAAACUACAGGAGGGGAGAAGGCUCUUGGGCUUGGAUCCUGCUUGUGGGUGUCCUACAAACACCUGGUUGUCCACUGUGAGAACAGGAUGCUGGACUGGAUUGUCCAUUGAGGUUUGACUGUUUUAGCUUUGGGGUUGGCAUUAUCUGGGCCAACUUUUAAAUGUUUCGUUCUAAAUAAGAACUGAGUUAGAAAGGGCCAACCAUCAGGAAGCUCUUGGCUCUGCUGCUAUCUUUUAGACUUUUUUGGAAGGUGGGAUACUGAUGCCCGGUCUCAGCUGCAUUAAAAUCUUGGAGUUUUACUGUGGUUUUCAAGGACUGCUUGCACUGCCAUUGAUUGAUGCAUUGAGAAACAGCUUCUCAGUCUGAAUCAGGAAAUAACACCUUCUGACAACAGAAUGGUCUGCUCUGUACUUCUUGCUAUCCACACACCAUACCUUUAAAGCACUAGUAUACCCCUUUGAUAGUUUGGAGGAUCCUGGGAACUGUGGUUGAUUAAGGGUGCCUGGAAUGGUCACCUUGUGAGGUCAGCACCAAUAACAACCUACAAUUCCCAGGAUUAUCCAUGACUGGGUGUCAGAUUCCUCUUCCUGCUGUCCUUUCUGAAUAACUCCAUUCCAUCCCCCCUUUUUUCCUUCCAGUGGCUCAACAUUCCAUGUUGUUGAGUUAUUCUGGAUCCUUCUCUCUCUUGGUUUUUCUCUCUAGAGAUUUUCUGGAGCAUUUGCAAAUCUCAGGGUUACUCUGAGUCUGCCAAUACCUUUCUCUUUUGCGUGGGUGGUGCGGUUUGGGCUACAGAAGCAUGAACACAGAAAGACAUUAAUCAGAUUGGGGGGGGGAAUGAUAUUUAUACAGUAGGCUAAUUAAUUCAGAGUAAGUCACAAUUUUACAUCUACAUCACCAACGCAUGUGUUUUCCUUUACCUAACUGAUGGUGAUUCAGCUUCCAAGCAACACAGUUCCAAAUUUGCCUUCGGAAAGUAACCAUCCUUUAAAAAAACAAAAACAUUUAUAUGAAAUAAUACUGAGAAUGCUGCCACAACAGCAGUAAGAAUACUUAUUGCAAAGUAUUGGAAGACACAAGAUUUACCCACUCUGGAAGAAUGGCAGAUGAAGGUGAUGGACUAUAUGGAACUGGCGGAAAUGACUGGCAGAAUCUGAGACCAGGGAGAAGAGUCGGUGGAAGAAGAUUGGAAGAAAUUUAAAGACUAUUUACAGAAAUACUGCAAAAUUAAUGAAUGUUAGAAUGAUGUCAGAAUGAAGUUAAGUGGUUUUAGCAUUAAUGUUAUAAAGGUGUAUGUAAAAAUGGAUUGUUAACAGGUGAAAAUCCAAAGUUAUAAUAUGUUAAGUUAAAGGAUUAAGACAAAAACAAAGAGGGAAAGGAAUUGCUGAAUUAACUAACAGAACUGGAAUACAAAAAAGGGAGGUGUGAGGAGGUCAGGGAAGUAAGGAAAUGAAAUGUAAGGCAUGGAAAGACUGAUGUGUUUUUUUUUCUUUUCUCUUUUUAUUUAUGUAAUCCUUUCUUUGAAACUUUAAUACAUAUCAUUAAAAAAAAAAGAGAAUGCUAUCGGCUCCCUGCCCCAGUCCCCAAGAGACAGCCCUGAACAGGAGGGAUUUGGCUGUGUCAACUGAAAGUAAAGGGCAGGAGGCCUGGCUACCUGGCACAGAUAUUGCCAUCUUCUCAGUCAAAAAGUGAAGAGCUGAGGCAGCAGGUCACAAGGCAGGUGGGGAAGGAGGCUGGUGGGUUGUGCCAUGUCAAAGAGGUCCUGCCUCCUCUUAGGACCAGAUCAAAGCCCUCAUAGCAGGAUGGGCAAGCCUGAAAACCAAACAGGGGGCACGUUAUUCUCCUCACAAUAACCCUACAAAGCAAUAUAGGUAGGCUGCAAGAGAGUGACUGGGAGGCGCUUAGCCACUAAUCUUCAACACCAUCACAGACACACACGACCAUCACUGUGCUGUCAACCCCCUUCCCCUCCAGGGCCAGUGUCCUCCCCCCUGGUCCCCAUCUGUACCUUACAAAAAGUGGAGGCAGGGGCCUCCUUCCUUCCUUCCUUCCUUCCUUCCUUCCUUCCUUCCUUCCUUCCUUCCUUCCUUCCUUUCUUCCCUGCAUUGCAAGGAGUUGGACUACAGGGUGCUUUGGGUUCCUUCCAACUCUACAUUUCUAUUUAUUCUUUCCUUCCAGGGUGGCUGUGCAUCUUGCAAAAGGCAUUGCUAGGGGGACUUGUGUCAUCCGCCCUCUGAGCUGGCCUGUGGCAUUGUGUUUGGAUUGGAAGCACAUCCUGCCACCCUGAGAUCAAAGUUUUUAAAAGACGUUCUAAACUCUUUAAAAGGGAGAGGAGGGCAGGGGAAUUGGGGCCCAGGGGAAAAGAUGGAAUGGGGAGUUUGAGAUCCUGGAGCCAAAACUCGACAAUGCCCCUGAAGCCAAGUCACCUUGUGGGGAAUGGGUGAAGGUGUGUGUGUGUGUGUGUGUGUGUGUGUGUGUGUGUGUUCAGCCUGGAAAAGCAAAGGGAAGGUGCAACCAUCCCAUGGGCGUAGUCAGGAUUUUUGGUAGGGAAGGCAGGACUGGGGGGGGGCAGAACUGACAUGAUUGGUCAGUUAGUUACCGGUAAGUAUUUCUAUUGUUUUACUUGAUCUGGGGGGGGGCAGUUGCCCCCUGCGCCCCCUCCGGCUAUACCCAUGACUCAAAUGGAUACAAGCAGCAGUAAGUGGAGGCAACCUCCUCUCCUCCACCGCCGCCACCCCGGGCUGCUCCACAAGGUGGAAAUUGCAUGAAGCAGUUUUCGGUGAAGCCUUAAAAGGCAUUUCCUGAUGGUAAGAGCAGUUGACCGUGGGAAGGGGGCCUAUUUGGAGGGGGGAGCAGGCAUGUAAGCAGAACAAGAGAGCCACUUCUGAGGAAUGAUGUCAGGAACGUCCCUUCCCUGAGCGACAGCGAGUGCUCCAAGGAUCAAAGGGGGUGGCAGGCAGAAAGUGACAGAAGCUUGCUUUCUUCACAUGCAGAGAGUAAGGCAAGCCCUGCUCGUCCUGGAAUGCAAGUUGUAAAUUCCCAGGACAGUGAAAGGCAAGCAGUAGGGCAGCAGCUUUCAGGUACACUCUCAGGGAAGGAGGGGCAAACUAGACAAUCUGCUCAUGAGUCUCCUCGUACUGGAAGGAUGAGCAGAGCUCAGGCUUGGCGUCAGGCCAACAGAAGGCGGAGCAGAUGGCGUAUAUCCUGUUGGGAAAGAGCCCACCUUCCAGUGGGCUCAACUCACCCAUCGAGUGAGGAAGAUUGAGCUGUGUGCUCGGACUGAACUACUGUGUAAAUACCAAUACAGUGGUACCUCGGGUUACAAACGUUUCAGGUUACAAACGCUUCAGGUUACAAACUCUGCUAACCCAGAAGUAGUUGCUCUGGGUUGAGAACUUUGCCCCAGGAUGAGAACGGAAAUCGCGCGCCGGUGGUGCAGCGGCAGCAGGAGACCCCAUUAGCGAAAGUGCGCCUCAGGUUAAGAACGGUUUCGGGUUAAGAAUGCACCUCCAGAACAAAUUAAGUUCAUAACCCGAGGUACCACUGUCAAUCUGAAAGUUAUAAAACCGCCAGCCUGCUGUCUCUUGGUGAGGGAGGGAGAUUGUAAAUCCUGACAAAUGGUGUCAUGGCAGAGUUUGCGCAGGGUGGGGAGUUGAGCCAAGUGACCUCUAUGAUCUUGUCUAGUUCUAGGAUGAGUUUGUAAGUACUGUGAGGAGUGAGGGGUAGGCCCUUUGUUACAGUUUUUAGAAGGCUGCCAUGCAGUGGCUUACCAGAAGUCAAGGCAUGUCGAGGUGAGGCGGCUACCGGAACUUGUAUUAGGGGACCCCCCUUUGAUCCCCCCACAUUAACCUAAGUACUGGCCUUUGGGGAUCUCAUUCAAACCAUUUCAUUGAAGUGAUAUCUUGUACUGGACCAACUGAUAUAAGAGGAUGUAAGCCAGGCAUAGGCAAACUCGGACCUCCAGGUGUUUUGGGACUACAACUCCCAUCAUUCCUAGCUAACAGGACCAGUGGUCAGGGAUGAUGGGAGUUGUAGUCCCAAAACAUCUGGGCGUUUGCCUAUGCCUGAUGUAAGCUUUUGAGCUGCACAGGGCUCUUCAUCAGAGAAGUUUUGUGGAAUUCACCCUAUAUUAACAUCAAGUGGUUCGGUAAAAAAAAUCAAAUACUUUGUGUGUGCCUCCUGCAAUAAUAUGGAAGAAAAUGUAAAAGGACUGUAUGAGUUUAUUAUUGCCUGCCAGGGAAAGGGCCUUUUCAGUGGUGUCCCUCCAGCUUAUGGAAUACUUUCUGAGAAGGCUCAACUGGUGCCUAUGUUAGGCGUUUCUUUUGACACCAGGUGAAGACUGUUUGCUCUUUUAAAAUCCUAUGUUUUUAUUUCUUAUAACUCUUUCCUCACUCUUUUUGGGGGGGGCGUGUUUUACUGAUUUUAUGCUGUUGGGUGCUUUUACGCUGCUGUUUGUUAAUUGUGCUGGCAAUGCUUGUAAAUAUUGAUUGUUUUUAGCACUGUUGCAUUUGAAUUUCAUUGAUUUUAAUUCAUGAGCCGCCCAGAGGACACAGUUGAUUGGGUGGCAUAGAAAUGCCCAAAUCGAAAUAAAUCUGUGAUGGAAGCUCCCCCAUGGAAUUCCAGGGAGUUCCGCACAUCUUGCUAGAAGUGCAUCUCUCACUGGCUGGGCGCCUUCAUCAUGAUGGCCUCCCUGAGUGAAGCUGGCUUGUUACCAUGUCAGUCCUUUCACCUUUACUUCUCUGUUUACUGUCUGCUCCCAGAUUGCAGCCUUACUCAAAGACAAUGAGCGCAUCCAGUCCAAUCAGACCAAUGCACCCAACGACGAUGACAGUGACAUCAAGAAGAUCAAGAAGGUAGGCUCUGGUGUUUUAGAGAGCUUGGUCUCUGGUCCAGCCUUCCAGAUGUUUUGGACUCCCAUCAGCCUCGGCCAGCACAGGCUGGCAGAAGUUAGAGUCCAAAACAUCUGUCAUAAUUGAGGAGCAAGAGCUUUAUUAUAGCCAGUAGGUGGUGGUAAAGUGUCCUCUUCUGUGCUUUGCAAUGCCAUUAACCUCCAGGAAGGAGAGCAAACUUUCUGGCUAGGCUGGUGCUUGUGGUUUGCAACACCUGGAUGGUACCAGAGAAUGGGGAAGUCAAUGUCUCUGUGUGCUGUUGUGUUCUGUGCUUCUCUGUGUGGUAGGAAGGCCCAGGUGAUGUCUUUGUCACAGUGAUAUUGACACACAAAUGUGAGGAUAUUCCUGAGGGAUGGAAACAGGCACCCAGGAAGUCAUUGUCUGGAUCACAGCCACUGCAGGCCAGAUACCCCCAGAUCUCUCCACCAGCUCUCCCACAAAAAACAUUGGUGGGGGGUGGGGACAAAGAAAAAUGCACAGCUCCUGGCUGGGAAGAAGGAUUGCCCCCCCCCCAUCUGCAUUGGCUUCUAAAUAGUUUGGGUCUCUGAUCCUUAAUGCCUCUGAGUGGUCUUGCUUCUCCUUCUCCUUAUCUGCUGAUAAGACCCUGCUCCACAUUCCAGUAAAAUGAAGCACAGUUAGUGGGGAGGUAAGACAGGGACUUUGAGUUUGUGGCACUUGGGAGGCUCACCUUCCUCCUGUGUGAUCAUAUUUGGCUUUUCAGAGAUUAAUAAAGGCUCUUUUAUUCAAUCCACUCUUCAGUCCGCGCUGACUCUGCACCCAGAAAUUAGUUACUGCUUCUCUUUGUAUACUGUUUUGGCUGCUGUGUUUUUAUCUUUAUAAUAUUACUUUAUUGUACUGAAAAUGUGACCGAAUGCUGUUUUGUGGACUUUGGGAAAAAAUAAAAAAUAAUCAUCCAGUGAAUUUUGAAAAUAAAUAAACUCAUCCUCUCCUCAGAGCUCCUGGUUCACAAGAUGCAGGGUGGCUAAUCGCUGGACUACUCUUCAAUCUCCAUCUAUAAAAGGAGACUUCCCAGUGAACCAUUUCAAGGGUGCUCAUGGUGGGAGGGCCUCCAUUUUGGACUCCUACAGAUUCCCUGGGCUCUUAUGCACACCGUAUUCCCCAUAGACCAUGGCGGAUUACCUUUGCUAUGGAUUAGUUGAGGGAGAUUGGCCAGGAAGCAGAUACAAAAUGUUUGCUUGCUUAAAUUGAUAUUUUAAUGCCACUUUUGGCUCUGCAAAGAGUCCCUAAAGCAGCUUGCAGAAAAAGACAAGUAAAAGCAAUAAAAUCAAACAAGGAAAAUAAAACACUGACUUGUUAUAUGUCUAGACACCAUUGCUCACUAAAACAGAGCAGCAAAAGGACUCAGUUUACUGGGCCAGAUAACAGUAGUGCUGGCUGCAAAAGGACCACAUAGGAACACAGGAAGCUGCCUUAUAGCAAAUCAGAACCAUUGGUCCAUUUUGAUCAAUAUUGGCUACACUGACUGGCAGCGGCUUCCCAGGAUUUCAGGUAGGAGUUUCUUCCAACUCUAGCUAGAGAUGCCCGUGGGGAUUGAACCUAGAAACUUCUGCUUGCAAGGCAGAUGCUGUACCACUGAGCUAUGGCCCUUCCCCUUUUUACUAUUCUUUUAGAGGUGGAGAAGAAGGGACCUUCCCAAGGGAGGGUAUAUUGGAGCCAAGAAGGCCCCACAGGUGUGCCAAGGCACUUUUGCCCACAGCACUGUCAGGCUGUGAACCUGAACUUUCGGAGGGAGGGAAGGGGUGCUGCUCUAUCCAGAGCACGCUGACUGCCCAUUCCUGGGUUAGGCUUCAACUGCCCCCAACAUUUGCCUUGUCUGUAGGGAAAAGGUUCCAGUCCAACACAACCUCCAGAUUCCAAGUGCCUCCUUGUCUUAUGAUGGAAAAAAGGAUGGGGUGGGUGGAGAUCUGAGUGGAUGUCAUCUACAUACUGAUGGUGAUCCUGCUCUCCAGCUCCCCAGAUGAUCUCUUCCAGCAGCUUCAGGUUGAUGUUAAAGCAACACGGGGGCGGGAGAUGGGGGGAGAUGAAUUCCUGCAGAAGGAACCCUGGCUACUUACAUUUGGCAGGCUCUGGUGUUUCCUGGAUUCUCGCUAAAGAAUCUCCAGGCUUCAGUUUGUUUCUUCAUCCUUGCCCUUUCCUUGCAGUUGGAGGUUCACCCACACAAAAACCUCCCUCGCCUCUCAGAUGGAAAUCUUGCAUUGAUUUACGUCGUAGGACCUGCAGCGUUUCAUGCUGCCUGUCACCCAGGAGAUUCCAAGCAGGGGAGCGGGGGAACCACCCUGUCGUUUCUUCAUUGAGCUUAGGAAACACAAAGGCGUCACUUGGAGCUCAUUAAGAGGCUGUAGUUUCUGGGCUGCUUGAGGGCCCCCUAUACCUGCCCACACGGUUGGUGAGACCUAGUGCAGACUGCCACCUCUCCAUGAUGUGUGGGGAGGUGUCUGGGAGUGGGGAGCAAAUAGGUCCCCUCUUAUAGGUCCAGGUGAAGGCUACAGCAGCCAACCCAAUCCUGGAAACUUUUGGUACCCAGAUGAAAGACUCGAUGAGGACAAGGCUAUGACUCCUUUCUCAUGAGAGAACCCCUGAUACUGGGAGAACUCCUGGUACUGAAUUGGGGCCCUCUCAACAGGGUGGGCACAGCCGUGAAACCAUCCUUGGGCUCAGAGGAUGAGUUCCCUGUGCCAAAUGUCUAUCUUCUCAGCCUUGCAGAAAUCAAAGAUGGCAAAACCCGGUAGGGGACCAAGGUGGAACAAGCCACAUUACAGACCUUGUCAGCCUACAGAAGACUUCCAUUGGGUCUAGCUCCCUGUUGGAGGCAGCAGUGCUUCUGAAUGCCAGUUGCUGGAAACCAUAAGAGAGGAGAGUGCUAGUGUGCUCAAAUCCCACUUGCAGGCUUUCCACUGGGGCAUCUGGUUGGCUGCUGUGAGAAUAGGAUGCUGGACUAGAUGGGCCAGGCUCUCCUUAUGUUCUGACUAAGUAGGGGAUCCUCAACUAGCAAUGCUCAUUUGGAGCUGUCCGAGGUCCUGAUUUUAUCUUCCUUCUGUGACAGAGCUUCUGACCAAUCUUCACUGGCUUGAUCUGAUUUUGCAUCCUAUGACUUGCAUCCGGCUAUUUUGGCCAGCCUCUGCCUGCCUUGCCUUGACUUCACCAGAUACCAUCUCCUUCCCCCAUGUGCCUCAAGUUCCCAUAGAACAGAAUACCAGGCCAAUGUGGCCUGCAGUUCAGGGAAGGGCAUAUAGAACCUGCUUUGCAUGCAGAAAAUCCCAGGUUCAAUCCUCAGUGGCUGCUCUAGUUAAAAGGCCCAGGUAGUUAGGGAUGGGAAGCCCUGCUGGACUCUCCAGAGAGCCACUGCCAGCGAGAGUCAACAAUACUGGGCUUGAAAGGCGUAUUAAUGUGUUGUAAUUGGUGUUUCAAUCUGCUCUUAUUUAUGUAUUGCGUUAUCUGUAGCAAAUGUUUCUGUGUAUAUACCCUUUGGUGCCAGUGCGUGACGGUGCUUAGAGACAUAUCAAAGCCUUUCCUGAGAGUGGGAUUGGCAUGCUAGGUACAAGUGCAAACAUAGAGUAUAUAUACAAUAUUUACACUUCCAAAAUCCAAGGCCCUGGGGGCAAUCUGCCUGAGCUUUACGCACCGAUCCAGAAGUGUUUCUGUUUCCACCAAGAUUUAUAUAGGGUCUGGUUGUGGGUUUCCCAGCAGAGAAGGGAAGUGACCUCAUGCAUGCUCAGAGGCACUCUUUUGUUUCAUAGGAACCCCCAGCCACUGGAACACAUUCUGAAUCCAAAAUAGAUUAAUGCCCUGCAAUUCUGUGUUUUAAUAGGUACCUGUGUGCACAUAGAUAUUAAAUACACCAUAUAAUAAUAAACAGAAGAGCAGUCAGUGAAGGGCACUAUCUAAUCUCAGGGAAAUAAUUGAAGCUUUAUAAAUACAGAAGGGACCGAUAGAUCUGUUCUAGCCCCUACAAAAUGAGACUGAUGAAUCUCUUUGCAGAGCUGGGAUGGGUGUGAUGAAAUCUUGCUGGGAUCUUCCUUGCGCCAAUUUGAAAGCUCCAUGCCGAAUGGUCACCUAGUACUUCUCCCUGUUGCUUUGUGUGAUCACCUUAUGAAACUUCUUGUCUUUUAUCAGGUCCAGAGCUUUUUACGAGGCUGGUUGUGCAGGAGGAAAUGGAAGACCAUCAUCCAAGACUACAUCCGCUCACCUCAUGCGGACAGCAUGCGGAAGAGGAACCAGGUGGUCUUCAGCAUGCUGGAAGCUGAGGCAGAGUAUGUUCAGCAGCUGCACAUCCUGGUCAACAACUUCCUGCGCCCACUGAGGAUGGCUGCCAGCUCCAAGAAGCCCCCUAUCACCCACGACGAUGUCAGCAGCAUCUUCUUGAACAGGUGAGUAGGGGCCACUUCUGGCUAUAUCUGGCUCAAGGAAAGCAACGUGGUAUUCCAGGGUUUAAAACAACAACAACAACAACAACAACAGAAGCUAAUAGCCCCACAGUUAUUUGUUUUGCUUGGGUGUGUUAGAUUUAUACCCUGCCUUUCAACUUUUCAAAAAGUCUGCUUGGUGGCUUAUAACCAGAUUUAGUGUGUUUUAUUUUACUUUUGCAAGCGUAACAAAAAAGGGCUUUGGGGAGCCUGUUGCUAAAAACUCUAGGACAACAAAAACGGUUUCUUAUUUAAGAGCUGGAAACCAGCCAGUGAGAGGCUAUUGAACCAUGAAAUGCAGGAAGCUGAAUUAAUUCUUUGUGUCUGACUUCACCACAGAAAAUGUAGAGGAGAUUCUUCUAGCAGAACUGAUUCCCCCCACCCCCCACCGGUCAGGGAGGGAGGCUGAAAAAUUGAGUCAAGUAGAGGUGACAGGAUGAAGUUCUGGGUCUUGCCAGCAAAUUAGCAAGUAACAAAUCACCAGGGUGAUCUAGUAGACAUAAUAUGCUUGGACACAUGAAAGGCUUUAAAAAAUGGCAGGAUCAGAGAAUGUGUCUCUGGUCCUCAAGAAUUUUCCAGACUACAACUCUCAUCAUCAUCAUCUUUGUCCAUUGGCCAUGGUGGCUUCUGGGACUGCUUGAAUUUGGAGUCUAACAACAUUUGGAGGACCACAGAUGUAAAAAAUAAAUAAAAUGUAUUUAUUUAACCACUUAUAUCCCACCUUUCUUCCAAAGAGCUCAAGGUGGCAUAAAUGGCUCUCUUCCUCCCCAUUUUGUCCCCACAACAACGUUGUGAGGUAGUUUAGGUGGGCUGAGUGCAGAUUCGAAGCCUAGACUCCCAGGUCCUAGUCCAACCCUCCAACCACUACACCAUUCCUGGCUCUCAUGUUUCCCCCCACCCCAUGUCAUAAGUUAUGCAAGCACUGGACAGUGUGUGCACAGUCAGGCAAGGGGGAUGUCCCAAGUGCAGGAUCCUUCGCCACCUUCCAGCAGUGACUUGCAAGGAACCUGCCGGCCACCCAAGUUGUUCAUGCAGCAACUGCCGCAUUUCUGGUUGAAUGCAGCCCCCUCUAAAGGUGCAUCUGGAAAGAAAGUGCAGGUGUGUCAGUCAGGACUUGGGUGUGUGCUAGAUAUGCUCUCUCUAACACACACUAACACACACACACACACACACCACUUUCUAAAAAUACUUCCUACAGGGUGGGCUUUGUUUCCACAGAAAGGAGGGCACAGGCCAAAUUAGCUUCCAACUCUGGUGAAUUAGAACAAAUGGAGCCCUGGGCUAAAUUCUGCCAGGACUGAGCUCUCGCUGCACCCCAAAUCCAGGCACCAGCAGCUCCUGUUUUUGCUCGCAGCUGAAAUCGCCUGGCCUGUUGCUCAGCGCUCCCCCUCCCAGACUGUUUCUGUUGUUAUAGCUACUGGUGCAUUAGAUCAUUCCUAGCAGGGGUAGAUGCCAAGCCUGGCAUUCAGCAGUAGGCAGGCUUCACAAGCUCCUCACCAUCCUAUUAAGCACUAAUGGAGCCUUCAGAUAGGCAUAGCAAGGGGCUGUGCAAAUGCACCGCCAGGGGCCUCCUCCAGUGCUGGAACUGGGAUGGCCAGAUCCUGCCCUGCAGUAGCCCAUGAGGAAGGAUUCUGGCCUGGCAGGCUGGACCACCUCAUCAAGAGAGCAGCCUUCCUCCUAGUGCCUGGAUCAUUUCCUGCCUCAUCUGGCCCCAAGCUCCAUUAACUCCUUCCUCCACCUUUCUGACCUUGUCAAGCCCUGUUAGCAGGGCACACAUCUCCAAGUCUGUGUGUAUCUCUGUGUGCCCUCAGGCAUGCUCCAGUUUUCCAAAGAAUCCCCAGUUUCUACUACGAUGGCACUUUAAAACUCCACAUUGCAGCUCCAGAACACAUCCUUCUCGAUCAGUGCUAUACCUUGUGGCUGUACUAAAACAUACCUCCCAAACAUGCAUUCCUAGGACUCUGUUGUUUUCCUGUACUCUGUGGUGACCCCCAGCGGACUUAGGCUGCAUAGACACCAUGCUUUUAAAGUGCACUUGGAGCACAUUCUUUUCCUCAAAGAAUUGUGGGCCCUGUAGUUUACCCCACACCGCUUUUUAAUUUCCAGCAACCCUUAACAAACUAUAGCUCCCAGAAAUCUUUGAGAUGGGGAAAAUGUGCUUCAGAUCAUGGGACCUGUAGUUUAAGGGUGCUGAGAAUUGCAGCUCUGUUAGGAGAAAUGACAGGGAUGAGGGUGGUUCUGUGGGUUAAACCACAGAGCCUAGGACUUGUCGAUCAGAAGGUCGGUGGUUCGAAUCCCUGCAACGGGGUGAGCUCCUGUUGCUCAGUCCCAGCUCCUGCCAACCUAGCAGUUCGAAAGCACGUCAAAGUGCAAGUAGAUAAAUAGGUACCGCUCUGGUGGGAAGGUAAAUGGCAUUUCCGUGCGCUGCUCUGGUUCGCCAGAAUCAGCUUAGUCAUGCUGGUCACAUGACCCAGAAGCUGUACGCCGGCUCCCUCAGCCAAUAAAGCAAGAUGAACGCCGCAACCCCAGAGUCAGCCACGACUGGACCUAAUGGUCAGGGGUCCCUUUACCUUUACUUUUAAGGAGAAAUGACAGUUCGUAUGAUUAUUGGUGGGUGAGUGUGCAUUAAACAUACAGUAUAGUUUGGAUGCAGGGCGAGUAUCUGUGAGCUACCUUCCUCACUGGAUAAGUGCUUGAACAUCUGCCAUGGAUGGCAUCACCAGAAAUGCAACAGAGCAGUUUGUUCUUGCCACCUUCCCACAAGGCAGGAUAAUUGCUUGGCUGGUAUCCAUACUUCCACGUGUCCUGCAGAUUGACAGCAGUCUGCCCAUCCUAGUCCCUCUGUGGCUGAAGAAUCCCUUCCUCUCUCCCAGGAGUGCAGGGAUCAUUAGUGGGAAUGAAUGGACAGCAGAAGUGAUGCUUCAGUUUGAAGGAAGAGGGCAAUGUUCACUUUGGGCUGCUGUUGAAAUAUUUUACUGGCUGCCAGAUUCUUCUGCUGAAAGUCAGGGGCUGGUGAGAACCAGUAUCAGAUGAAAGGCGUUAUUGGUUAUCUCUUCCCACCUGCCCCCCCCCUUUUUGUAUGAAGACACCUGUGCCCAGACAAAGCACAUGGAAAGAUGUGCACAGGUGUUCUGAGCUGUGUGAAGCAAGACCAGGUGUUAUGUACUGAAGUUCUCACCCUGGGCCAGCAGGGGGAUACUGUAGAUAGUUCAGGUCCACAUAUGCAAAUAAGGGAUCAAAAGUGACGUUCAGUGAUUGGAUAGUUAUAGAAAGUUGUUACAGUUACGUUGUACUGGAGCUCUAUAUAAGCAGGCUGGCUGAACCCUUCAGUUCAGUUCUGUUCUGGCCUGUGAAUGAACAAGAGCUGUUUGAAGAAUCGCUGUGUCGUCUGAUAUGUUCACCCACAACUUAACACCAGGCUUGUCCGAAUGGAAGGAGGCCAGCAGCGCCCAGUUGAGCAGGUUUGCUGAAGAAGAUACAAAUCUGUGUUGCGACUACCAUGUAUAUUUCUGGCCACCUCACCUCGAAAAGGAUAUUGUAGAGUUGGAAAAGGUUCAGAAAGGGGCAGCCUAACUGAUCGGGGGGGGGGGGGGGGGUUAAAUGCAGAAAGGUUGUGGCAUUUGGAACUUUUUAGUUUAGAGAAAAGGGGAGUGAGAAGCAACAUGAUAGAAGUUUAUAAAAUUAUGCCUGACGUGAAGAAAGUGGAUAGAGAAAAGUUUUCCUCCCUCUCUCAUAACACUAGAAGUCCUAUGUUUGCAGAGAAUAAAAGGUUCAUUCUUAAGAACUGAGCACUCACUCCUCAUACUUUUUGAACCCUGGGAGCACCAGGAGGAUGUCUCACAAUGGCUCCCCCGUCUGAUUCAUUUUCUUUUCUCUUUCAGUGAAACGAUCAUGUUUUUACACCAGAUCUUUUACCAGGGCCUGAAAGCACGCAUCUCCAGCUGGCCAACCUUGGUGCUAGGUGAGUGUUACUCUUUGCUCUUUGUUCUCUUCCUGGUUUAACAGGAGGGCAAGCGUCAACCACAACAAAAUGUUGCCGCACAGAGUUGCUCCUAUUCAGCCACGACCUCUCCUCGGAUGCUGCACUCCAUGCCCUCACAACAACCAGCCAAUAUCCUGUGCCCGCUAGGGUCCAGGGUAGAGUCAACAGGGGCUGGCUGUAUCUCCUACACCCUCCUCUUCUCACUGUCGCCUGUUUGCUCACAGCUGACCUCUUUGACAUCCUGUUGCCGAUGCUCAACAUCUACCAGGAGUUUGUCCGGAACCACCAGUACAGCCUGCAGAUCCUGGCUCACUGCAAGCAGAACAGGGAUUUCGACAAGCUGCUGAAGCACUAUGAGGCCAAGCCGGACUGCGAGGAGCGGACGCUGGAAACUUUCCUGACAUACCCCAUGUUCCAGGUGUGGGAGGAAGCAGCAGGGGUCUGUCACAAGGGGGUGCCCAAGACAGCCUCUCUCUCCUUGCCCAAGUGCAAGGAGAAAUUCCAGUGUAGAUCCCUGGUGCCAGGGAUGCCAACUUGAAUAAAAUAUUGGGGGGCCCAGGUAAACCCCACCCGCAUAAUUGAUCAAAAAUAUUUUAUUGGGGGUGUGGAUCUGAAGCAGUGGCAUGCAGUGAAAUUUUUCAUAGGGGAACAGUUAGGGCCAGAGGCGCUAGGUUGCGAAGAGGAUGGGGGGUUGAAGUCAUGCAUGUGACAUUGUGGCAUCCUGAUGUCACGCACGUGAGCAUCACGCUUGCCUCCCUAAACCAGUCAGAAGAUUCCCAGGCUUUGCAAAGGCAGUACCAGGGCUCUGACAGGAUGCUGGAGCCCUUCUGCCUCAUUCCAAAAGCUGGAUGGGCUUUGGGAAGAUGGCAGGAUGGAUCUUAAACCCAUCACAGCCUUGCACCUCCCUCCCUAAGCCAGGCAGAAGCUUCCUGGGCUUUGGGAAGGAGGCACCAGUGGAACAUUUAGGGGACUAGUCACUAGCCUAGUCCCCUUAGUCCAAUAACCGCACACCCCUCAGUCCCUAGGAGCUGACUCUUAUGCCUGUUGCUGGGAAGGAACAGAACUGCAGGGUGUCUUUUUAAAGCCUGGCUCUUUCUGAAUCAGGUCUCUUAAGUACCCUAUUAACAUUUGAAGAGAUUUGCAGGGUAUUUGUGACAAGCUGGUUUAGGGCAGAUCAGGCCAUUGCUCUUGGGGUGGCCAUUUGGGGUGGAGAGCCUCACUUUUUGAGCAAUGGGGCCCAAUACAUUUUGCCCACCCCCAACACAAAAAAGAGGCCUGAGUGAACUAGAGCCACCUUGCCUCACCUGGUGCUCUCCGGACAUUUUGGACCAAUGCCAAUGCCAUUUUGGAUGUUCUGCCAGUGGCCAUGCUGAGCUUCCCCCACUUAUUCUCAACAGCUAUGGGGAUUCUAGGGCAGCUCCAAAAAAAAUGCAUAAACCAAAUAGCUUGGAUGGAAGAUCCCCAGAAUUUCUUCCUGCUGCUUCCAGGUCUUACCUGUGGACUUUUCUGCAUUGCAUGGAAUUGUUCUUCCCCCCUCUCUCACCUGUCUCUUCUUCGCCCAGAUCCCCAGGUACAUCUUGACGCUGCACGAGCUCCUGGCUCACACGCCCCACGAGCAUGUGGAGAGGAACAGCCUGGACUACGCCAAGUCCAAGUUGGAGGAGCUCUCCAGGUGGGGAGAUUUGGGAGUUCAGGCUGUAGGGUGGAGGGUGUGGUGUGUUGAAUUUUGGGCUCAAAUUUUGCCAUGAGGUUCUGGUUCUGGAAGGCGAGAAUGUAGCCGGGUGCUACGUGACUGUAUGUGCACCCCCGAAUACUCGCCGCCAUCCAUGGAGAGAGCUCCCCACAGCACGCUUAGCUCAGCGCCUUAAUGAAUGCUGAACUUCUCACAUUUUUGUAUAAUUAUCACAUUGGGGAAAACAAGCCUCCAUCUGUACUCCAGCAGAGACACCGUGUUCAGGAUGUGUGAAGGGCAGGAUGACAAGGCAGCAUAUGCUAUUUUAGAAAAUGCUGAGAAGGGAAAACACACAUCCCCGAGGAGAAGUUUCAAGCUUGCUUGAGAAACUUCAAAGGCGUGCUGGUCUCGGAGAGACUCCCCGUCUUCGGUUAGACCCAGGACUCUUCCACUGGCCAAGGCCUGGCCACAUGGGCCAGCUGGUGGGAAAGGGGCUCUUGUUGGGUCAGGCAGAGGAAUCAUAGAAUCAUAGAACUGUAGAGCUGGAAGGGAUCCAAAGGUCUAGUCCAGCCCAGUACAAUGGGGGGUGGGGAGGUGUGAGCAUCCUGCCAUCUCCUCCCUCCAGCUUAAGUGAUGGGGACCAGCUCUACCAUUAGGCAGAGGGAGAGAGCUGCCUCAGGUGGCAGGUGCUGGGAAUGUGGGGACUGGCUGAGAGGCCUUAGAAUCAUAGAACCAGAGAGUCAUAGACUUGGAAGGGACCCGAAGAUCCAUCUAGUCUAACCACCUGCAACGCAGGAACCCUUGGUAACCCACAUGGGCUGCCUGCCAUCCUCUACUAAGCUGCCCUCAGGGGCACUGGAGGGUGUUGUCAUGUCACCCAUCUUGAAAUAAGAUUCAGCUUAUAGAAUCCAGUCCAAUGAACUUCUGUCCAUGGAAUGGGAGGGGUGCCAUUUUGUCCUUCACCUCAGGCAGAUGAAUGGCUGAAGAAUGGUCCAGCGAGUGACCUCCCCUCUUCCCGAAUGGCCUUUCUGUUCUCCUUGGGGUGGAGAGAAGGCACAGAGAACAGCCGCCUCCCCUGAAAACCAGCUUUUCUGUCAACCCUUCACCACAAAUGGCUUAAACUGGUGGAAUGCUUGCUACACUUGGAACUAUGCUGAAUGCUAACUCUGUGCCAGGAGCUGUUAUCCCCCCCCCCCACCAUCUAUGGGUCCAUUUUCUGGACUAGGGGUGGGGAAAUAAAAUCAGCUGUAGCCGUCCCAAUGCAGUUGGCGUUUUGCUGACCUUUUUCCUCUUCCCGUAGGAUAAUGCACGACGAAGUGAGCGAGACAGAAAACAUUCGGAAGAACUUGGCAAUUGAAAGGAUGAUAAUCGAGGGGUGUGAAAUCUUGCUGGAUACCAGCCAGACAUUUGUCAGACAAGGUAGCUUCCCUGCAGAGGAGAGACAGAGUGGCCUUUUCUAGCCUCUCAGCACAGCACCAUUUCCAGGCCAUUGCUACCCAGUCACCCCUUUGGUCGGGGCAGACCAUGAUGGUGCCCUCCAGAUGCCGUUGAACUCCAACUCCCAUCAUUCCCCUGAGCACUGGCUGUGUUAGAAAUCAUUUGUAGAGUUGGAAGGGACCCCAAGGGCCACAUAGCCCAACACCUUGCAAUGCAGGAAUCAUAGCUAAAUAAUCCAUGACAGGUGGCCACCCAAACCCUGCUGAAAAGCCUCCACUGAAGGAGAGUCCACCAACUUCCCAGGUGGUCCAUUCCAUUGCAAAACAGCUCUUGCCAUCAAAAAAGAUAUUUAAUGAUAGCUAUCACACCACCUUUCAAGUCUCCUCUUCUCCAGGCUAAACAUAUCCAGCUCUCUCAACCAUUCCUCAUAAGGCUUGGUUUCCAGACCCUUGGUCAUCAUAUUCACCCUCCCCUGCACACAUUCCAGCUUUUCAAUACAGUGGUACCUCAGUUUAUGAACUUAAUGCGUUCCGGAAGUCCGUUCUUAAACCAAAACCGUUCUUACACCGAGGCGUGCUUUCUCUAAUGAGGCCUCCCACCACCGGUGCCCUUCCACCAUUCGGAUUCCAUUCUUAGACCGAGGUAAAGUUCUCAAACCGGGACACUAUUUCUGGUUUUGCAGAGUUGGUAAACCAAAUUGUUCUUAAACCGGACUGUUCUUAAACCGAGGUACCACUUUAUCCUCCUUAAAUUGUGAUGCCCAGAAUGGGACACAAGACUUCUGUGGACGCAGCCUAGAAUUGCAUUAGCUUGGGGGGGGGCGGGUUGCUAAUUAGAUGUUGUCUGGGACUGAUGGGAUUCCUAGAGCACUACAGGUUGGCUCCCCCUACUCUUGAGGAGCCCUCCUCUUCUGUUGGGGAGUGAGAGGGGACGAUCCAGUCCAGGGCCAAGCUAAUGACUCUUGCCUGCUGCCCCAGCCUGUCUCCUGACUGUGGUGCCUGGGAAGGAAGAAUGGCAUGUGCCCAGCCCCUGUGACCUGGUGUUUUUCCUCCUCCUCCAAGGUUCCCUCAUCCAAGUGCCGAUGUCCGAGAAGGGGAAGAUCACGCGGGGUCGCCUGGGCUCCCUUUCCCUGCGGAAGGAGGGUGAGAGGCAGUGCUUCCUCUUCUCCAAGCACCUGAUCAUUUGCACCAGAGGCUCAGGUGGGAAGCUGCACUUGACCAAGGUGAGUGGAUGGGAGCAGGUGGCACCUGACCUUGCAGUGGAGGGCAGUGGGUUUCCAGAUACCCCACCCUCUGCCCUCGGAAGCCCUCUAAGAAGUUGCUGCAGGAGAGGGACUGUGAGCAACAUCGUGGGAGGGGUGAAACUAGGACCAAGGUGAAACUGCCAGGCUCCCUUGUUAUUUUUGCUAUUGAGUGCUGGGUGUUGUUUGCGUAAUCUUGUUCUAUUUAUAGUAUUGCCAUGUUGCUUUUUAUAUGUUAUUAUAUUUGCCAUUGUGUUGUUUUGCUCUGUUAUUAUGACAUUAUUAUUUUUUUGCAAUGUUUACUUUUGAAAUGCCUUUCUGUUUUCCUUGUCAUAAAAUGAGUGGCUGGCAGGUGGGAAAGGGAUCCAUUUCCCACUCUUUGAAGAAGCUCCAGUCUCCCGUCACUCCCCUGAAAACUCCUCUUGUAGGCCACGCAUGUCCCGGGAAAGAGACUUCCACAACUCUUUCAGAACAUCUCCAGCCAUAGCUUUUUUACACUGUUGGUUUCUACCUUGUGAAGGAAAGCUGAGUGUGGAGUUCCUUGGCUCUGUGGACCCAGGAAGGGGGCCUGAGUUGGACCGCGACACCCUUUCGAUCACCUUUGUGAAUGAACAGUUUAUAUCCAAAAAUCCCAGGCUGCAUGUGCACACAUACAUUUGAAUCCCAUUAUUUUCCUCAAAGGAUCCUAGAAAGUGUAGUUUACCCAUUGCAGAGUGACAGUUCCCAGGAGCUUGAACAAAGUACAGUUCCCAGGAUCCUUUGGGGGGGAAUAAUGGGCUUUAACUGUAUAGUGUUGGCAUAGCCCCAGUCAGAAACCGCAUGUCAACCCCCCACCCCACCCCAGUACAGCUUUAGAAACAUUCAGUGGGUGGAGUAAUGGAAACCAUACAUGGGGCAUGAGAGGCAUUUCUGGUCCAGAGUGGAGAGCUGUGCCUGAGAAAAACUUGCAAUAAACCAGGUAAGGACUCUGCAAAUUGGAAAGGGUGAAAUCUGGCUUGGCCAAGACACCUACUAAAGAGCUUGUGCAAAUUGUUCAUGUCCCUGGCAGGUGAAAUCAAAGGGUAGGUGCUGCCAUACUAAAAGAGGUAUAAGGGAGUCAUUGGAGCACCCCACAAUAGCCUAAACUUGGCUCCCAUAGGUUCAGGUCAGAGGUCACAAGCAAGAGACUUCAGCCAGGAGAUAGAAGCAAAACAGCGCCCAGUAGGCCUGAUCUUUAUUGUUGCAACAAGACUUCAAACUACCACACAGAAGCAGCAGAGAGAAGCCCCGAACAACGGUUACAUCAGUACUUUAAAGUUUCCCAAAGUUUCCCAUAAUACAUUUCCAGAAGCAUCAUCAAGACAUCAUAGAUAUGUCACAGAGAUCCAGGCAUGCCCCUGUCACUCAAAUAUAAUCUUUCACAUGUACUCCAUCCUAGUACAAAGGAAAGCAAUUACAGUUCUCUGGUCCCUAAGUCAAGUCAAAUACACCUCUUUGUCUUGUCCUGGCUUCAGCCCUGACUAUCACUAUUGUGAUUGAGAUGCUUAUCUGUCUGACACUUUUGGGGCAGGAUAUCACAGGUUAUGAAGAUGCCUUGGGAAGGCCCUGCAGAUGUGACUGUACAUCUCAGAGAUUAUUGUGGGCUCACUCACCCCUCCCCUUACACCUCACUUCCCUGGGUCCUAAAUGCCAUUGGAACUAAGAAGAUUGAUACAACGGUGUGAUUUCUUAGGAAUUUCUAAAGUUUUCCCAUUGAGCCAGUACAUAGAUAUAUUUAUCAGUGAUUUGGUAAUGUGCAGCAGAGGCUCUUUGUCAUUGCCUUGUAGUGUAGUGCCAAUUCCGCCGAUCAAAGGGUGUCUAUGGGGCAAGACAACCUUGUAGGUACUGUAAACUGGUCCCAAGUUGCUAAGGGCUUUAUAUACUAAUAGAAACACCUUGAACUUGGUCUGGCAUUUGACUUGACACCCUCACUGAUGUAGCCAGUAAGUUAUAACAUCCAAACCUAGAGAGGCAGGUCCCACUAGGCACCACCACCUCCUGCCCCUCCUCUGCCUCCCCAGGUGGAAGGAAAGACCUGCAAGAGAAACAGGGUGGUAAGAACUUCCCGCUCGAGCGGCUCCCUCCUCAUACUUCUUUCUUUAUUCCAGAAUGGUGUGAUCUCCCUCAUUGACUGCACCCUGGUGGAAGACACAGAGAGCACAGAUGAGGACAGUAAGUACAACUCAGACCUUAGGCAAAGUCUACAAACCAGAGUGAGCCUCCUUCCUUGCCCCCUGCAAACUUUGGCCCACCCACACGACACAUUUAAAGCAGUACCACACCACUUUAGACAGUCAUGGCUUCCCCUAAAGAAUCCCGGAAACUGUAGUUUGGUAAGGGUGCUGAAAGUUAUUUGCUGUUGUUGUUUAGUUGUUUAGUCGUGUCCGACUCUUCAUGACCCCAUGGACCAGAGUACACCAGGCACUCCUGUCUUCCACUGCCUCCCACAGUUUGGUCAAACUCAUGUUAGUAGCUUUGAGAACACUGUCCAACCAUCUCGUCCUCUGUCGUCCCCUUCUUCUUGUGCCCUCCAUAUUUCCCAACAUCAGGGUCUUUUCCAGGGAGUCUUCUCUUCUCCAGGGAGUCUUCUCUUCAGUUAUUAGGAGUUAUUAGGAAACCCCUAUUUCCUGCAUAGAGCUAUGGUUCCAAGACUUCACUGGGGGGGGGGGAUAUUGGUUGUUAAAUGACUCUGGGAAUUGUAGUUUUGUGAGGGGAAUAGGGUGGGUGUGUCUCCUAACAUCUCUUAGCACCUUUAUCCAACUAUGGUGCAGAUGUGGUCUGAAAAUAUUGAAUUUUCUAUGUGCAAUUAUAUGCAAUGCUAUUCCCAUCUGCUCCAUCUGCAUUAUACAUUUGAAACUCUAUUGUAUCAAUUUAAACAGCCUUGGCUUCCCCCAAAGAAUCCCACCUCCCAGAGCUGCAAGUCUCCUGCAAAACUUCUGGUCAUCUAGCAGCUCAAUAUUGCCGACACUGACUGGCAGUGGCUCUCCAGGUUUUCAGACAGAGGAUAUUUCCCAGCUCUUGCACCUGGAAACAUCACCAAGGAAUGAACCCAGGACUUUUUACACACACACACACACACAGAGAGAGAGAGAGAGAGAGAGAGAGAGAGAGAGAGAAACUUAAAUGUAUAACAAACAAGACUAAUAAAGUAUUCCAUCAAUUCAAGGGGAGAGGGAGAGGUAAAGAAAUGAAAGAUAGGAAAAAGAAUACAGUAUAUAUAUGAGGGCUAGGCAUGCUGUGUGUUAGAGCUUUGUCUAAAUGUUAUGCAGAAGUCUGUAGAAUUAAAAGGUAUGUAGGUUUAAUUCAUGCAAGGUGAACAAUAAGUGCUCUCUUUUAUACAAUAUGCAUUGCAUCUGGACCUUAAACAUAUAAAUUGGUCAGGGAAACUUCUGUGAACAUGAAGAAAAAUUAAUAAUAAUAAUAAUAAUAAUAAUAAAUUUUAUUUAUAUCCCACCUUCUCCAGCCAAAGCCGGGCUCAGGGCGGCUAACAACAAUAAAAUAAUACAACAUUCUAAAAUCAUUUCAUUAUAAAAUUAAUUUAAAUCAAAUUGAUGGCAACCAUUGGGCUAGAAUUCUGUGAAGAUUUAAAUGAAAUAAAAGAAUUUUUAAAAAGAAAGAACCUGCACCUUUUUCCAUGCAAAGUAGAUGCUCUGCUUUCCCCACCCUACAGUUUAAUUGAAGCUGGCCUAUGAAGUGGUUAAAAAUUGUAUCUGUGAAGUUAUAUUUUGAAAAAUGACUAAAUUCCAGUGUGGGGAGAAUCACAGAUGGUCCCUGAGCAAAGACUGAGCCUGAAGCUGCCAGAGAAGACUGAGCUAUGCAAAUGCGGCAGAGAUGGCGGCUCCUCUCCCACAAACGGCUGAGGAGGGUUUGAUCCUGAUGCUGCUCACAAACGCAGCAGUCACUGUGCCACCCUCUUGGCGUUGCACCAAGGCGGGCCCCAGUGCAGUUAUGGUUUGCACCCCCAAAGUUACGCUCACCCACCGUCAAUCUGUAGUUCACCCUCACAAAUCAUCUCACUGUUCUGUGCUCUCGAUUCCAAAGCAAAAGGAUCCGGGCAAGAUAUAGACCAUCUUGACUUCAAGAUUGUGGUGGAGCCAAAAGACAGCCCAUCCUACACAGUUAUCCUUGUGGCCUCAUCCAGGCAGGAAAAGGCAGCCUGGACCAGUGACAUCAGCCAGGUAAGGCGGAGUCAAGCCCGGGGGAGGAGGAGCUACCCAAAUCAAGGUGCCAGAGGAUUGGGGGGUGAGGCACACCCCCACCCCACAGGCCACUCUAUAAAGGAAGGAAAAUAACCAAAAGAAGUUGUGGGGUGUAGCCCAGGAGAGGGCUUUCUCUGAGGCAGGCCCUAAGCAAUGGAAUCCCUUCCACAGGUGCAUCUUGCACCUUUAUUCUUAUUUAUUUACUGCAUUUAUGUCCCACCUUUCACCUCAAGGUGUGAGGUACAUGGUUCUCCAACUUAUUUAACCCCCACAACAACCUUGUGAGGUAAGUGAAGCUAAGAGAUUUGAAUUUGCGUCUCCCAAGUCCUGGUCCAACAUCCUAACCACUAAACCACACUGGCUUCUGUUAUACAGAUUUCUUUAGGGGCUCGCCUCUUUGCCCUGGCCUUUUGACACCUGACCUGAGAUAUGUGUUUUGGGGACCCAAAUUCCUGUGGCUGUGAUUUUUUUAAACUCUUUUAAUGUUGAAUUUUAGAUGUUGUAAUCCACCCUAGGACCUGCUAGUGAAAGGCUGUUAAUAAAUUUAAUAAUACUAUCAUCAUCAUCAUCAUCAUCAUCAUCAUCAUCAAAUGAAUCAUUCAGUGUGACUAUAAUCUUCAGACCAUCUGGAAUAAAGGUUAUUCUAAGAAUAGUUUGGGAUUGGGGGGUGGAGUUUUGAAUGGAGCCAGCAUGGUGUACUGGUUAGAGCAGGCUUCCUCAACCUUGGCCCUCCAGAUGUUUUGAGACUACAAUUCCCAUCAUCCCUGACCACUGGUCCUGCUAGCUAGGGAUCAUGGGAGUUGUAGGCCAAAAACAUCUGGAGGGCCGAGGUUGAGGAAGCCUGGGUUAGAGUGUCAGACUAGGACCUGGGAGACCAGGGUUCAAAUCCCCAUGCAGCCAUGAAAAUCACUGUCAGUCAGUCACUGCCUCUCAGCCUAACCUACUUCACAGGGCUGUUGUGGGGAUUAAAUGAGGAGGAGGAGAACCAUGUGUACCACCUUGAGUUGCUCAGAGAAAAAGGUUGGAUAAAAAUGCAAGAAAUAAACUAAUAAUAAUUUUUUAAAGGUGUGAGAAUGGGUGGGCUUUCCAGAGUCUACGCAGACAUCCAGACACCUCAGAAAGAUUCACCAAUGCAGAACUCUCUUGCAGAAUUGCAGUCCCUUUGCUCUUUUCCACAGUUUGGAAUGCAGCUUUCAUUCUCCAUCCACCUCACGCUUGUAUGUGUGUAUUUCAGUGCGUGGACAACAUCCGCUGCAAUGGCCUCAUGAUGAAUGCCUUUGAGGAGAACUCAAAAGUCACCGUCCCCCAGAUGAUCAAGUAAGUGCCUGAGAUGAACGGAGGCACAGGAAGGUAGUUUUCAUGGAGUGCUUUUGAUGUUGUCGGCUUGCAGUUCUGUUCUCCACCCUAUUAGGAGCUGGGGUCCCAGCAAUGCAGUCCUGGAAGACUUGCCUCUGUUGUGAAAGGGAUGUGUGAGCAUCCCAGGGCCCUUGCACAACCUUCCCAGACCCCAGUAAGCAAGGCAGAAAGCCUAAAAAGCUCUUUCUGAAGCUGUUUUACCCUGCUCUCCAUAUAUUUAUUUAUUUUUCAGCUGUGUACCCAAGGUUUCAAUCACAUAAGUGAUCGGCUCUCCAGAUGUUUUGAGACUACAAUUCCCAUCAUCCCUGACCACUGGUCCUGUUAGCUAGGGAUGAUGGGAAUUGUAGUCCCAAAACAUCUGGAGGGCCAAGUUUGGGGAUGCCUGCAUAAGUAAAUUAGGCGUAAAUGGCUGGUCAACUUUAUUUUUUAAAAAACUUAAAGCUUUUCCCUUUAGAUAUGCAAUAUGUUUUCAAGAAAAGCAAUUUGCCAGGCCCUAAGAUUCCGGCAAUCCAAAUUAUUAAGAUUAAAGGUCUUCUAGAAUUUGGCAAUACAACUCUGGGCUGAGAUGAGAAAUAAGUUAUUUGUUUUUCAAACCCCGUACCGUUUCCAUAAACAAGUUCAAAAGCACUAGGUGGAAAGAUGGAGUAACAGUUUAUUUAGUUAUCAAAGAGAUCUCAGCAAACACCUUAUCCCUAAACUCAGCCACCUUUGAGCAGUCCCACCACAUGCGUUCAUAGGUACUAACUAUGGGGCGGGUUGAGGUGUAUUCUUGCUUCCUUUGUUUAAAGCGGUUGUGAGCAAGAUCCUUGUUGUGGAACAGCGGCAAACAAAUAAAAUGAUGAAUGCACAACUGAACCAGCUUACCCUGUUUGUCAGUGAAUGCCUGCGUGGGCCCCAUGAAUAUUCUGGUUCCCCUAUGUUCUGUGGCCAGAAGGAAAUGAUGGUUUGCCAUGCUGCCGUUUAUCUGCAUCUUUGCUCUUUCCAGGUCUGACACCAGCUUGUACUGCGACGAUGUUGACAUCCGAUUCAGCAAAACAAUGAACUCCUGCAAAGUCCUUCAGAUCCGCUAUGCCAGUGUGGAACGGCUCCUGGAGAGGCUGACAGACUUGAGGUUCCUCAGCAUCGACUUCCUCAACACCUUCCUGCACUCUUACCGGGUCUUCACCACAGCUAUGAUUGUCUUGGACAAGCUGAUCACUAUCUACAAGAAGCCCAUCAGUGCAAUUCCUGCAAGGUGAGUCUUGCAGGGGUGUCACCUCCUUUUCCCCCUGUUGGAGGAGGAUACUUUCUCCUGAGAAAUGCAAUAUGGGCUUGGGGAGGUGAGGCAAAAACACCAUGCAUGGAGGAGAAGGCUAUCGAUGACUAUUAGCCAGGAUGGCUAUGCUCUGCUUCCACAGUAGGAGGCAGCAACACUUCUGAAGACCAGUUGCUGGAAACCACUGGAGAGGAGAGGGCUCUUGUGCUCGAAUCCUGCUUGUGGGUUUCCCACAGACUUCUGUUGGUCCACUGUGAGAACAGGAUGCUAGGCUAGAUGGGCAACUAGGUAGAUUUCCCAGCAAUUAGAAGUUCCAGCCUCUGUAAUGCUUGGGGAUGGGACAAAGGAAAGGAAAAGGGAAAGUGAUAUCAGGUGCAGAGAGUCAAUGAGGUCUCUUCUGGUUUUGUUGCCCACCAGGUCUCUGGAGCUCCUAUUCGCCAGUAGCCAGAACACCAAGCUCCUUUAUGGGGAGCCUCCCAAGUCUCCGCGAGCCAACCGGAAGUUCUCCUCCCCACCACCCCUCUCCAUCACCAAGUCCUCUUCCCCAAGCCGGAGGAGGAAGCUGUCCUUGAACAUUCCCAUCAUCACAGGUGGGAAGGCCCUGGACCUGGCUGCCUUGAGCUGCUCCUCCAAUGGCUACGCCAGCAUGUACUCCUCCAUGUCGCCCUUCAGCAAGACCACUCUGGACAUCAACAAGCUCUACGUCUCUGCCAGCAACUACUCCAACAAGAUCUCUGAUGAGGGGGAGGCAGGCACAGAGAAGCCGGAGGAGACCCUUCUGAACAAGCAAAGUAAGUGAUUUCUGGAGGAAGGGGAUGUUCCUGUGUAGAUCAGGGUCAGGAAGGGAGUAAUAAAAUUGUAGAACUGUAGGAUCAUCUAGUCCAACCCCCUGCAAUGCAGGUAUCACAGCUAAAGAAUCCCUGGCAGGUGGCCAUCCAACCUUCCAGUCUUAGAGAGUCCACCACCUUCCAAUGCAGUCCGUUCUGCUGUUGAACAGCUCUUGCCAUCAGAAAGUUCUUUUGUGUGAAAUCCUUAAGUGAUGCCUCCGCUUGCUCCAACCAGGCCCAGAGACGUCUGUCCGAGAAGAGUCUGACAUGGAUCCCAACCAGAGUGAUGAGGCAGAAACGGAGACCUCGCCAACCAAAUCGCCCACGACCCCAAAACUGGUCAAAGGCAAAAACUCCUCAGGUAAUGCUAGCAGCCAACGAGAGCCCUCUCCUCCAUGAAUUUGUCCGGUCUUCAUCCAAAGCCAUCCAAGUGGGUGGCCUUCACUGUCUCCUGCGGAAGCGAGUUCCACAGUUUACCUAUGUGCUGUAUGAAGAAGGGCUUCCUGUUGUAUAAUACGGUGAUGAACAUCAGCUCUUAGCCAUGCCUUUCUGAAUACCAUUGCACAGACCACUUGAGAGAGGCUGUUGACUCUUGUCGACGGGUGUUUGCCAGUGCAGUUCCUGGGGAAGGAUCUGGCCCUCUCUGAGUCUCCUUUAACAGCCAGCAAGUGGGGAAGGAGUCCUUGGGGAGUGUUUCAUGCCAGAGGAAAGCUCACUGUGAAUUUUCUCUCCCUCUUCCUGAUGCAGAAUUCCCUUUGUUCUCCUAUAACAAUGGGGUUGUGAUGACAUCCUGCCGGGAGCUAGACAACACUCGCAGUGCCCUCUCAGCUGCUUCAGCCUUUGCCAUCGCAACCGCAGGCGCCAAUGAGGGCACGCCAACCAAAGAGAAGUACAGGAGGAUGUCCCUUGCCAGUGCAGGUGAGAGAAUGGGAAUUCCUCCCCUUCUUGGGGGGCCCACCCCACUUUCUCUGCAGAGAGAAGAGGCCAUGGGGACACAUUGAUUUGCAUGCUCCUUUUGCAGGGUUUGUAUCCUGAAAUGUAGGGCAUUAACACUUGCAAUGUGCUGCUGAGGGAUUUAUUUAUUUAAUAUUUGUAUAUCACUAUUAUCAUGCUUGUGUGUGUGUUUCACAACACCCCACUCUCCAAGCAGAGUGAGGUUCUUUUAGCUCACAAAGCUCAGCUCUCAACUCUGGCCUUUUGCCUUUCUAACAGCCAGUUGAGGGAGUAGAGUCCACCCUUUUGCUAUCUAGCACAGAACUAUUCCCUUUAUUUCCUUAAUGGCUCAUUUCCUCACCAGGAAGCUGGACUGGCUAUUCCAGGACUUAGACAGGUCUUGACAUACAGCCUAUUCCCCACCCCGUGCCCCCAAGCUAUACAUAUACCGUAUUUUCCCAUGUAUUGGACAAGGUUUUUUGACUCAGAAAUCACGUCAAAAACUGGGGUCACCCAAUACAUGGACAGUGGCAUGGGGGGGGCGUGGAGAAGCUGCGCGCCACCAGCCAGCUUGUUGGUGGGAGUGCAACUUCCCCCAAUGCCGCUGUGUGCGGCGGGUGCUCCCUGCAUCAUUUCCUGUGUGGCAGCAUCAGACGAGGUUGUGCUCCCGGGAGCGCAACUUCCCCUGUUGCUGCUGCAUGUGGGAAACGAUCUAGGGAGUGUUUCCUGCCCACAGCUGCUUGGGGGGAGAGGCUCAACAACUUUGGGCCAUCUUCCCUCGUUUUCCUAAAAUUGAGUCCCCCAAAAUAGGGGGGGUCUUAUACAAGGGGGCGUCCUAUAGACAGAAAAAUACGAUAUAUGCAGUUUCAGCAAUAAAAACAUAAAACCACACAAUAAAAACCAUAUAUAAAAAAGUAAAAACAGACAUCAAUUAACCAUUGUGGGAGGAUGUAGUCUUAAACUGGGUGGAACAGAAAAGUUUUCAGCUGGCAUUAAAAAGUUGGCACAGAAGGUGCCUGCUAAAUCUCACCAUCUAGGAGAACUUGGCGGGUCUUAGAAGGCAGGGUCUGGGCAACCCUCCUGACCUCCCAGCUAGGUUGGAGCUUAUCCUCCCAGGCAUCCCUGCAUGGCCUCUUCCCGUCCCCUGCUCUGACACUGACUCAGCCUCCUCUGUGCUCCUUGCUCUCCUUCCAGGCUUCCCCCCUGACCAAAGGAAUGGUGACAAGGAAUUUGUGAUCAGGAGGGCAGCGACCAACCGGGUCCUCAAUGUCCUGAGACACUGGGUCUCCAAGCACUCCCAGGUAAGCUGCUCCCAGAACAAGUGGAGGCAGGAAGCUGCACUGGUAAUAGUUUAAUUAAUUCAACAGCCCAGUGAUUCCAGCUUCUCGAAGUCUGAUAGUCAUUCACACCUCCAGUGCGCCCCCCCCCCCGCUACCCCCUUGCCUCUUAGUGUUCCCCCUUGAUAACCCUACCAUCCCCCAGGGGGCAAUGCCGCUGCUCUAACUUGUGAAAAUGCAGAAUUGAUAUAGAGGGUGGUUUUUUAAAAAAACUAAGUCUUAUUUAAAGUCGAUUUAUUGAAAUGAGUGAACAGGACUAAGUUAGGCCCAUUAAUUUCAAUAGGUGUACUUUGAAUGUAGCUUAGUUGAAUAACACCCAAAUAUUUCUAAUUUUGGGAUGCGGGUGGCACUGUGGGUUAAACCACAGAGCCUAGGACUUGCCGAUCAUAAGGUCGGCGGUUCGAAUCCCUGUGAUGGGAUGAGCUCCCGUUGCUCGGUCCCUGCUCCUGCCAACCUAGCAGUUUGAAAGCACGUCAAAGUGCAAGUAGAUAAAUAGGUGGGAAGGUAAACGGCGUUUCCGUGCGCUGUUCUGGUUCACCAGAAGCAGCUUAGGCAUUCUGGCCACAUGACCCGGAAGCUGUACGCCAGCUCCCUCGGGCAAUAAAGCAAGAUGAGCGCCAUGCUCCCUCGGCCAAUAAAGCAAGAGUUGGCCAUGACUGGACCUAAUGGUCAGGGGUCCCUUUACCUUUACCUUUAUUUCUAAUUUUCUUUUUGCAGGAUUUUGAAACAAACGAUGAACUGAAGUGCAAAGUGAUCAGCUUUCUGGAGGAAGUCAUCCAUGACCCAGAACUGCUGACACAAGAGAGGAAGGCAGCAGCCAAUAUCAUAAGGCAAGUUACCCUCCUGCAGAUCUGUGGUUGGCUGGCAAGUGAGCUGGCCAAGGGCAGGGCUGAUCCCUGGCCACCUGGCUCCUCUCCACUGCCACACUCAGUGUGGUGUGGGUGAGACUGAGGGUGCUCAUAGCCCAGGGUACAGUUAAGCGUUGAGACAAUGGGCUGGGCCGGGCCUGUGAGCCGCCAGUUGCCACCACUUAAACUAAAGCAGCUAGCAGUGAGAAGGUGCAGAGGAUUCUUCUUGGUAGUUCCUCAGAGUUUGGGCCCAAGAGGGCCCUCUCCCUUAUUUUCAUUGGUAGCUGCUUAGGUAGGUCUAGGUGGUGGCAACUGGUGGCCCAUAGCAAGUGGCCCAGGAGAGGGCCUUCUCUGUGGCAGCCCCUCAGUUGCGCAAUUCCCUUCCCACAGAGGUGCAUCUGAUACCUUCAUUAUACAGCUUCCAGGGAAUGCUGAAGAUGCACUUCUUGAUGCUGGCCUUUGCCAUUUGAGAUGUGUAUUUCCAGGACCCACCUUAUCCCUGUGACUACAAUUUGUUUUAGUUGCUGGAUCUUAAAUUGCUGUAAUCCGCCUGGGGCCUGCUGUUGAAGGGUUGGCAGUGCAUUAUUAUUUUUAAAAGAGAGGGAGUGAUGCUUUACCUAGGCCUUUCCACCUCGAUGCAAAGAGGCUUCUGCGGGGAAGCAAUGAAAAUCUCCCAUGUGCUUUGGGCUCUUAUAUUCCAAUGCUGCCAUUUUUCUCUUGCACCUCAGGACCUUGUCUCAGGAGGACCCUGGAGACAAUCAGAUCACACUGGAAGAGAUCCUGCAAAUGGUAACUGUCCUCCCACAAUUUCUGUCCUCCCGCAACUGGAUCGCAACAAAGAGCUGUGCUUAUUUUUUAUUUCCCUUCUGCCUUUAUUUCCCUCCGAUCCCUUUGUGUUUUUUGGGAAAGAGAUGCUUUCAUCGCCCACUAGUGAGCAUUUCACAACCCAACAUAAAUGACGAGAGCCUACUGGGCUUUUUCUAAGUGUCUUUGGGUGGUUUUUGUGUAACUCCCCGGUCGUCAUGCAAAGGGGCCAUUUUAAGGAUAUGCCUGCUUGCACCAAUGCUGGAAGUUUUGGGGCAAAAUUCUUCAACAGCCACUUUAGAAGUGAAGCAGAGAACAGGAAUGUCCCUCCUGGAUGGCAAGUGGGCAGCCUGCCCAGGAGUCAAGUGGCUUAUCUGGGAACAUCCUGCACUUUUCUCAGCAAAAAGGAAAAGGGAGUGAGGGCUUUCUAAUCCAGAGCCCCACUCAAGACAAAACCACUUUGGGAAAUUCCUUCAAAGAGAAGAGCAGAACAGAGUAGAUGUCACUUUACUUUGCAAGAAAGCGGAGUAGCAGGAGGCAUUUUCAUUUGCACAGGAAGUUCCUGCUUUAUCCUGAGUCAGACCCUUGGUCCAUCUAGGCCAGGGAUGGGCAAACUUGGCCCUUCAGCUGUUUUGGGACUACAAUUCCCAUCAUCCCUGACCACUGGUCCUGUUAGCUAGGGAUGAUGGGAGCUGUAGUCCCAAAACAGCUGGAGGGCCAAGUUUGGCCAUCACUGAUCUAGGCCAUAUUGUUGACACUGACUGUCAGUAGCCCUCCAGUGCUUCAGGCAGGGAGUCUCUCCUCACCCUUACCUGGAGAAGCCAGGGUUCGAACCUGUGAUUCUGUGAAGGGAAAGCAGAUGCUCUACCACUGAGCUAGAUCCCUUCCCCUUCUUGUGUGUGCAAAGAGGCAAAACUGGUGCAGAGUGCCAAGCACUUGAGGAGCCCCUUGGAGUGCAGGCUUGAGUCUGCAUGGAGUGCAGAGUGGCAUUCCCCGCCCCCCUGCACGUCAACAAACUUCUAAGGUAGGGCUGCCAUACAUCCGGACAUUACCAGGAUUUCAAAGGAGGAACUGACAUCCAGGGGAGAGAGUCCCCACUUAGAGAGGAUCCUCAGCAUGAAGCAGGCCUCUGCAGUCCAAGCUCAGCACUACUGUCAUGCUGCCUCUUGUUGCUGCCUCAUGGAGAUGCUGCCACUCUGUGGCACCUGUAACAGUGCCGGUUCUGUGAAUCGAAGCAGUCGAAUGGGCAUAUUUGGGGUAAGGCAAUUUGUAGGUAUUGCCCGCCUGGCCUCCAAUGUCAACAGGCCUCAGGGUGAGCCCUCUGUGACUCUAGCUGGUGCUGACAACACACACACACACACACACACACACACACACACACACACACAUAUGCAUAGAUGUUCACCCCAUUGAAGAAGAGGCUGAGCAAGGCCUGGGAGGAAAAGGGAUCUCCCCAUAGUAGCUCUCUGAGUCUUUGCUUUCUACCAGCAGAUUCUGCGCUUGUUGUCUUUGCUUCCAUUGAGGGCUGUCUUCUUUCUCUCCAGGCUGCGGGAGUCAAGGCAGAGCCCUUUGAAAACCACUCUGCUUUGGAAAUCGCAGAGCAGAUGACUUUGCUGGAUCACCUGGUCUUCAAAACCAUCCCUUAUGAGUGAGUCACAAAGAGGCUUCUGUUUUCCUCCUUUCCAUCUCUGGCAUGUAUGGAGAAGGCAAUAUUUAUUUCAUUUCAUUUCAUUUCAUUUCUCUUCUUUGCCUUUUUCUCCAAAGAGCUCAAGGUGGCAGACAUGUUUCCCUGCCCCCCCCCCAUUUAAUCCCCACGGCAUCCCUGUGAGGUAGGUUAGGAUCCCAAUCCUAGGCUCAGAUCCUGCUGGCUGGUUUCCCAUGGGUACCUCUGGGUAUCCACUGUGAGAACAGGAUGCUGGACUAGAUUUGGCCAUUUGGCCUGAUCCAGCAGGCUCUUCUAACAUUUUUAUAUUCUUACCACUUUGCAUUUUCAGAGAGUUCUUUGGGCAAGGCUGGAUGAAGUUGGAGAAGAACGAGAGGACUCCGUACAUCAUGAAGAACACCAAGCACUUCAAUGAUGUGAGUUCGGGCUCUAGGGCUCUGAACAGCUUUGGAGGAGCCCAGAUGCAAGAGGGACUGCUCCCAAUUUGGGGAAGAGGGAGCGGUGUCGCAUAGCAUUGCAGUCAGUGGGUGGCCAGGCUGGGGCAGUCCUUGUUCCCAGAUCUGCCUCUGUGGUGUAGUGGUUAAGAGCGGUGGACUCGUAAUCUGGUGACCGGGUUCACUUCCCCGCUCCUCCACAUGCAGCUGCUGGGUGACCUUGGGCCAGUCACACUUCUCUGAAGUCUCUCAGCCUCACUCACCUCACAGAGUGUUUGUUGUUGGGGAGGAAGGGAAAGGAGAACGUUAGCCGCUUUGAGACUCCUUCGGGUAGUGAUAAAGCGGGAUAUCAAAUCCAAACUCUUCUUCUUCUUCUCAGCCUCACUCACCCCACAGAGUGUUUGUUGUGGGGGAGGAAGGGAAAGGAGAAUGUUAGCCACUUUGAGACUCCUUAUGGAGAGUGAAAGGCAGGAUAUCAAGUCUAAACUCCUCCUCCUCCUCCUCCUGCGAGAAUCUGGACCUGCUCUCCUUUUCAGAAGGAAAGCACUCAGGCAGAAGUUUGACUUUGGCAGGAUUUCAGAGGGUCUGCUUGACAUGGAAUGGUUGGAAAGCUUUGAUGUUUGUUCAGCAAAUGGCCAACUGGCCAAACCAGUCUCCAGAACCACCACCCUCCCUCUCUCUUCUAAAUAGCAUUAGCACUUGUGGAUUACAGUCAAAGUUUUCUCCUGAGGUGCCGGAAAUGCACACGUGGUUGGAAAGGGCAGAGGCAGAUGCAGGGGGCAGGGCAGGGAUUGUUAAAACUGAGGCCAGGUGAAAAUGAAAUGCAGAAAAGCAGAUGGCCCUAAUGAUAUUAUGAUCAUUUCAACCUCCCAGAAUUCUCUGAAACUGACCUUACUACUUCAAACUGAGGCUGCCAUGUUUAAACUGUUUGGGAGAACCCCAAAGCUUGCCGCACUUUGUGACACUUUCUUCCUUUGUCCUAAUAAAAGGUAUUAUUAUCCUACUGAAGACUGAACCUCCAUCCCCCUUAUUGACCUCCCUUUUUAUGCUGAAUUACAGUUCAGGGCAGAUAAAAGAAAGUCCUCCUUCACACAAUACAUAGUUAAACUGUGGAACUCACUCCCACAGGAGGAGCUGAUGGCCACCAACCUAGAUGGCUUUAAAAAAGGGUGAGGCAAAUUUGUCAAGGAGAGGGCUAUUGAUGCCAACCAGCCAUGAGAACUAUGCUCUGCCUCCACAGUUGGAGGCAAUUGCUGGAAACCACUGAAAGGAACAGUGCUCCUUGCUGGUUUCCCAUAGGCAUCUGGUUGGCCUCUGUGAGAACAGAAGGCUGAAAUAGAUAGGGUAUUGGCCUGAUCCAGUAGGCUUUUGUUCUCUUCUUAUGUUCCGAGCUAUUUUUUGUGGAUGGAAACAGGACAGAGGUUUUUAUCACAUGAUGUGUGUAGUAGUAGUAGCAGUAAUGGUAAUGAUAAUAAUAAUAAUAAUAAUAAUAAUAAUAAUAAUAAUAAUAAUAUAUUUAUACCCUGUCCAUCUGGCUGGGUUUCUCCAGCUACUUUGGGUGGCUCCCAACAGAAUAUUAAAACAUCAAACAUUAAAAACUUUCCUAAACAGGGCUGCCUUCAGGUGUCUUCUGAAAGUCAGAUAGUUAUUUAUUUCCUUGACAUCUGAUGGGAGGGUGUUCCACAGGGCAGAUGCCACUACCAAGAAGGCCCUCUGCCUGGUUCCCUGUAACCUCACUUCUUGCAAACCGCCAGAAGGCCCUCAGAGCUGAGCAAUGGGGGUGGAGAUGUUCCUUCAGGUAUACUGGGCUGAGGCCAUUUAGGGCUUAAAGGUCAGCACCAACACUUUGAAUUGUGCUCGGAAACAUACUGAGAGUCAAUGUAGGUCUUUCAGGACCUGUGAUAUAUGGUCUCGGUAGCCACUCCGUCACCAGUCUAGCGGCCGCAUUCUAGAUUAGUUGUAGUUUCUGGGUCACCUUCAAAGGUAGCCCACGUAAAGCGCAUUGCAGUAGUCCAAGCUGGAGAUAACUAGAGCAUGUACUACUCUGGCGAGACAGUCUGCGGGGAGGUAGGGUCUCAGCCUGCGUACCAGGUAGAGCUGGAAGACAGCUGCCCUGGAGGCAGAAUUGACCUGCACCUCCAUGGACAGCUGCGAGUCCAAAAUGACUCCCAGGCUGCGCACCUGGUCCUUCAGUGCCAGGAUGUCUGUUCAUCUGGGCACUGUUCAUAACGUAAUUAUCCCCAUCUGUACUUUCCUGUGUCCCAUUUCUUUCUGACUUCCCUAUUUACAAUCCUGUGUAAGUGUGUGUAGAUAGUUAGGUCGCAAUAGACCUCCAACUCUGGAUAAGACUUCAUGCAGCUGCUGAAAACAACAACAACCUUAUGCCAUAAUGAAUUUGUUAGUCAGCUGAAGCAAAACAGCAAACAAGGUUCUUGCUUAAAGAUGAACAUGGAAAACAUAUGGAUUUCAAACUCUUUACCCAUCUUAGUUACAGAUAGAUGUCCAGUAGGGGGCAUCAAAAAAAUGUGGCGAAACCCCGGUGACCUCAGUCUUUAGGAGCCAGCCCUGCGGACAAGUUCUGUGAACUCAGAGCCCUGUCAAGUCCAUGCAUGUGCCCCUGAGAUAAAAGCGUAUUUGGUUUCCUGUCCUCAUCUUUUUGUACUUGAGCUUAGGGCUCUGUGAUCCUUUUAAAUGGCACACAGGCGGUCCUGAUGACCGCUGGGUUGUGCGGUUCCCCUCCCCCCUGCAGAUCAGCAACCUGAUCGCCUCCGAGAUCCUCCACAAUGAGGACAUCACCGCCAGGGUGAGCACCAUCGAAAAGUGGGUGGCCGUGGCCGACAUCUGCCGCUGCUUGCACAACUACAACGCAGUCCUUGAGAUCACCUCGGCCUUCAACCGCAGUGCCAUCUUCCGCUUGAAGAAGACAUGGAUGAAGGUGUCCAAGCAGGUGGGUAUGCCAGCGGGGAGCACAAGGCAAGUCUCUGGGGUCACUUUGGACUCAUAGAAUUGUAGAGUUGGAAGGGACCCCCAGGAGCAAUCUGAACUAACACCCCUGCAAGGCAGGAACUGCAGCUAAAGAAUCCCUGACUCUCAUAUAUUGAAAUUUUGAGAGCUGUCAUAGUAAUAAAUAAUAAUAUAAGAAAAUAAUUGUGGGGUUUUUUUUUAUUUAAAUGCAUAUACUCACCAUUAGUAAAAUUAAUGCAAUAACAAACACAUCUAUAUCUAUCUAUCAUCUAUCUAUCUAUCUAUCUAUCUAUCUAUCUAUCUAUCAUCUAAAAUCAUUCAGGGAAAAGGGUUGUAGCUCAGUGGCUGAGCAUCUGCUUUGCGUGGAGAAGGUCAAAUAUACAGUUCCUGGUGGCAUGCCCGGGUAGGGAUGGGAGCCCCCCCCCAACAAGAACUCUGAAGAGCCAUGGCUUCCAGUCAGUGUAAAGCUAGAUGGAUUAUUGGUCUGACUUGGUAGCUUCUGAGAAUGCAGAUUCCUUCAGAAGCAUGAGAACUGGGCACCGAUCCAUCCAGCCCAGCACAAUGACUGCCUUUGUUUGAUCUUUGACUUCUGCUGCAUGCCAGUCUAUGUGCAGAGGCGCAUGCUAGCUGUGGAGUGCUGAGAUUUUUUUACUAUGUAGCCACACCCCCCCCCCCCAGCCACAGCAGAGAGAUUUGCUUGGCCUAUUCUCUGCAGCUCCUUCUUCCUCCUUUCAUCCAGAACUCCCCUGCCAGACCACUUAGGAGGCUCAACUUCCUUCUUUGCUGUGGAACUGAGACCUGGCAUUCUCCCCACAGAUAUUUAUCAUACACUCAGAUGGUUCCUCAUAACACAAAAUUGCAGCCAAACCAGAUGCAGCAGAUUUCUGGCUCAGCUUCAGUUCCUGCAGAGGAUUCACAUAAAGAAUACGUUAAGCUGGAACCUCUGUGGUCUUCAGGCAAUUUCACAAGUGACCUCCACCCCAUUUUUGAACUUCUGUGUUGCCUUCAGCCCAGUUGUCUCUGUUAGGCAACUUAGCUGUGAUUCCAGCAUUGCAGGGGGUUGGACUAGAUGACCCUUGGAGCCCCUUCCAACUCUUACAAUUCUAUGAUUCUAGGGUUGCAAGCUGGGAUUAUUUGGUACAACUAAUUGAAUGAAGCUUCCCUGGCCAACUGAUAUUUGCCCUGCUUCCUGAUUUUGAUUCCAAACUGCUUUUUGAAUUUGCUGGGCCUGCCUCUUCACCAUGUUGACCAAAGCGCCCAUUUGAUUUUCAGUAGCUCAGAAGCAGAUCCUUGGUAUCAUUCCCCAAAAAGGCGCCCCCCACCCCAGCCUGGAUUCUUCUUUCUUCCUUAACCAGAGUCUGCACUUUCUGCCUUAUGUCUUUCUUUUCAGACGAAAGCUUUGAUCGACAAGCUGCAGCGCCUGGUGUCUUCGGAAGGCCGUUUCAAGAAUCUGAGGGAGGCCCUGAAAAAGUAAGUGCCUGGCAACAGAGCUCGUCUGCCUGGGGGUGGUGCCCAUCAUGCCUUUGUUUGCAAAAUGUGAGACCUUGUGUGGUGUCUGAGGUAUGUGCAUGCACACACAGAAAGACAAAGCAUGGCACACCUGUGAACACCUCCAGCAAGUGCUCCUUCCCACUAGGUAUUUGGCAGAUAUUGCCAGGACCUGAGAAAGUUCAGCUUUAUUUGUUUGUUUGUUUGUAUUUAUAUUCCACAUUUUUCCUCCAAGGAGCUCCAGGUGGCUCACCUGGUCCUCCCCUUCCUCGUUUAACCCCCUAGACAACCCUGCAAGGUAGGCUAGGCUGAGAGGGAGAGUGGCUGGCUCCCAAGGUCACCCAAGUGAGCUUCAUGGCUGAGUGGGGGUUUGAACCCUGAUCACUCAGGUCUUAGUCCUCACAACAGCCCUGGAAGGUAGGUUAGGUUGAGAAGCAGGGAUUUGAACCCUGGUCUCUCCCAGGUCUUAAUUUGACACUAACCACUGCACAACACUGUCUCUCCCUGCUCAAAGCCUCAGCUGAGGAGGAAGAGUCACAGUGGGUAGCAUGCUGGACAGCUGGGCCUCCAGCCCCUGGGACUUUGCACGCCCCUCAUGAGCAAGGGGAAAGGAAACCAGCUAUUUAACCCGGCACAAGACACUGUAAAAGGGAAGAGGCCCUUCAGAGGGCAGGGAGGAAUGUUUUGGCCUCUCCACUGAAUGCAGAGAAUCUCAUAGGUUCCAGAGUUCUAAGACAUUCCUAUUUGCGCAAGGGAGAGGGGUCUGCGAAGAACUCAUUCAUACUUGAUGUGGACUACAUUGGAAAGUACCUUAUUUUUUGCUCUAUAAGACUCACUUUUUCCCUCCUAAAAAGUAAGGGGAAAUGUGUGUGUGUCUUAUGGAGUGAAUGCAGGCUGCGCAGCUAUCACAGAAGCCAGAACAGCAAGAGGGAUCGCUGCUUUCACUGUGCAGCGAUCCCUCUUGCUGUUCUGGCUUCUGAGAUUCAGAAUAUUUUUUUUCUUGUUUUCCUCCUCCAGAAACUAGGUGCGUCUUGUGGUCUGGUGUGUCUUAUAGAGCGAAAAAUACAGUAUGGCUUGAAACGGGGAAAGUUUUUCUCCCUCUUUCAUAAGGCUACAACUGGCGGGCAUCCAAUGAAGCGGAACGUUGGAUGAUUCAAAACAGAUAAUAGGAAUUCCUUUUUCGUACAUUGCAUAAUUAAGCUAUGGAGUUCACUCAGGUGGCGGUGGUGCCUAUCAACUUGGAUGGCUUAAAAAGAGGAUUGGACAAAGUCAUGAAGGAGGAGAGGGCUAUUGAUGGCCACUGGCUCUGCCUCUCACAGCCAUCCAGUUGGCUUCUGUGAGAACAGCAUGCUGGACUAGAUGGGUCAUUGACCUGAUCCAUCAGACCCUCCUUAUGUUCUUAAGUAUCAGACUUGAUGUGAGGGGGACACAAAAGCUCUCCCUGCAGGGUGUAAUCUGUGGUGACGGUUUAUGAACCCAUCUGAGCUGACAUGGAGUGAGGACAGUGCCUGUAUGAACUGUGGCCAAAGAGGAAACUCAGGAGAAAGACUAUUGGAUCACAUUAAGCCCAUCACAUUAAGUGGGACUUAUUUUCUCCCUUCCAGCUGCGAUCCACCCUGCGUCCCAUAUCUAGGGAUGUACCUGACAGACCUGGCCUUCAUUGAGGAGGGCACCCCCAAUUACACUGAAGACGGCCUUGUGAAUUUUUCCAAAAUGAGGAUGGUAAGUUUCCUGGCACAGUGCCUUUUGGCAGGGAGAAAGGGCAAAUCAUAAGGAGGUUUCAUAAGUCUGAUCAGAUGUCAAGAAUAGCCUGACGAAAGGAUAGUCCGUGAAGAUGUGAACCGCCUGAUUACUCCAUUCACCAGCCUCAGGCCCUUUUAUUUCAUGAGCUUUGAGUGUUUCCCCAACAACUUUUAUUCCCGGGAGCACAAACAUAAGCACCAAUUUCUUUUCUUUUUGCACAGAUCUCCCAUAUCAUCCGAGAGAUCAGGCAGUUCCAGCAGACGGCCUACAAAAUUGAGCAUCAGGCAAAGGUAACUUCACUGCAGACCCUUUCGGGGGGUUGGGCUUGUCCCUUGCACCCACUGCCCAGAGGUGAGGGUGUCUGAGAGCUCAAUUGGAAGCAGCCUUCUCUACCCUGGAGUCCUCCAGAUGUUUUGGAGGACAUCUUCCACUAGGAUGGACAUAGUGGCUGGGGUUGAUGGGAGCUGUGGUUCAAAACAUCUGGAGGACACUAAGUUGGGGAAGACUGUUUGGAUAAAAACAAUGGCUGUAGCUUGAGAUCCACCUUGCAGGCUUCCUAUAGGCAUAUGCUUGGCCCCUGUGAGAACAGGAUAUAUUCCUGAAUAAUUGUUCCUAGGUAACUGUUGCUGAGGAAGGUACUUAUAACUUCAUGGAGGAGAGGGCUAUCAAUGGCUACUAGCCAAGAUGAAUGCUAUGUUCUGCCUCCACAGCUGGAGGAAGCAAUGCUUCUGAACACUUCCUACAAAACUAGCUCCCAUAAAGAGAGAGAAACUAUAAGCAGAGGUAGUCUGCUUCUGAAUAGCAGUUGCUGGAAACUGCAGGGGAGGAGAGACACGGUUGCACUCAAAUCCUGCUUGCGGGAUUCCCACAGGCAUCUGGUUGGCCACUGUGAGAACAGGAUGCUGGAGUAGAUGGGCCAUGGGCCUGAUCCGGCAGGUGCUUCUUCUGAGGCCAUUAAGAAACCCUAUGGUUAGUUUGUUGCACGGUAUCCCAAGACCAACAGAUCUGUUCCCAGCCAUCUGACAACAAGCUCACAACACUGGGCUCUCUCCCCUUAGGUCCAGAGGGAGCAGCAUUGACCCCUUGCUGCCUCCCUUUCCUUCACCCUCUCUCCAUUUUCUUUCUCUUCCAGGUCACCCAGUACCUCCUGGACCAGUCCUUUGUGAUGGAUGAGGAGGGUCUUUACGAGGCCUCGCUCCAGAUAGAGCCAAAGCUGCCCACCUGAGUCCAGAGUGGCAGCAGCCCCCUGGGGGCCCUUCCCUGUACACCAUGUACCAUAUUGUACAUAGCAGCUGUUUGUUUCUUUUGGGAACCCUCAGUUGACUUCCUCGUAUGUGCUUCUCCAAGACCCCCCCCCACCCCUCUCCUUGUCCUUAGAAUCUGACUAGCCACCGUUUGUCCUGGGGAGUCCGGCAUAGACCACUUUGUUGACUGCAGUCCUGGUUCCUAUUCAGCUAUGUUCUCUUUGUUGUUGAUUCUUUGCGUGCGUGCACUGGGGGCGGGGGGAGGGACGGAGGGGGUGGCAGCCGGGAAAGCCACCCAUGGGGGCAUGUGGGGCAUUGCACAAGGGAGCCCCUCCUUACCUGAGGAACAGCUGCCUGCUUUCCAGGCCUCUGCAAUCCGGGCACGGCCUUCCAUUUUGCCAGGAGGGGGGCUGCGGAACACACACACUCACUCUGAGUCAUUUCGGACGGCAACCGCUAAGUCCCCCAAUACAAGUCAUGUAAUAAGGGAAAGCAAAUUCUCGAGGACGCAUUUCACUGAGCAGCGGCAGGAGCAGAGAGAGCCAAGGGGACUCUGACCUCCUGUUGCCAAGGAGAUAAGAGAGGCUUGAAGGAGAAUCUGACCCGCUGGUGGUCAACUGGGCAAAGCAGGCUUGAUAGUGGAAAGAUGGUGGCUCUCUUCAAUGAGGCCAAGGUGGAACAGUAGGGUUUGGGUGACAGGGUAGGAAGGAGACAGGCAGACAGGUCUCCCCUGGGGAACAGGUACUCUUGGUGCAAGAGGACUCCCUUUUGUGGGGGUGCUGUCUGUCCCCACAUAAAUGGGUAGGGAAGCAGGGCAGGGAGGAGACAACCACCAUUUGGGUUUCCUGCCUCAGGCACCCAGGUGGCUUGGGCCAGCCACAAGAGGAAGACAGACAGAGACCAACCAUAUCUUUGAAAAUUCCUGCUUCAUCACCCUCCUGAGAGGCUCUGUGUGAAUUUCGCUCCUCCGUCCGUAGACUUUAGUGACUCUUCUUAGUAACAUAAUGUAGAAUUAGAGAGGGGAGGGGAGGGGGGAGGGGAAUGGCCAAGUGUUUUUAUUACAUAUACUGUAAUCCUGUCUAACCACUUGCUAGCAGGACUACAGUAAUGUACUGCUUAUUCUGUGAAUAUUAUCACGUAUUUUUUACAUUGUACAGGAUAUAAGCCCAGGUGAAUUUUUGAGUGGCAGGCAUGCUCCACAGUAACGGAAAAACCAGAAGAAGAAAAAACAAAACAAAACCUUUUGCUGUAAGCAAUACCCAUUGGUAUGAGAAUUCUCUUUCAAGACCUAAAAUAUUUCGACUUACAGCUUGUUUGUUUGGGAAAAGGAAAAAAUUUCCAUUUUUGUAAAAAUAUAUGUUUCCUGAUUACCUCUUGCUAAUAAAUCUAUUCUAUCUCAGGGUG